AUGCCUGACGGUGCCAGUGGCCGAGACGUCCCGAGUCCUGCUUCGCUUCCAAUGGCGGGACGAGAUUUGGCGUUUUACCUGUCUCCCCUUUGGCCUAGAAUCAGCACCAUGGUGCUUCACGAAGCUGCUGCGCCCAGCUAUGGCCUGGCUGCGCAGUCGGGGCAUCCGACUAAUAGUUUACCUGGACAACAUCCUGCUCAUGGCCCAGGAUCACUCCAUCCUCCUUACGCAUCUUCGGCAGACCAUAGAUCUUUCCCACCUGGGGUUCCUUAUCAACUGGGAGAAGUCCUGCCUGACCCCAGCCACUCGCAUGGAGUUCCUGGGUUUCCUCAUGGACUCGACAGAGGUGACGCUGAGCCUUCCGACAAACAAGAUUCGGUCUAUCCGCAAGGAACUCAGUAGGGCCCUCACCCGUCCGCAACUCACCUUGUGCCAGUUGGCUCGGCUUAUCGGCCUGCUAACAUCGUCCAUCCAAGCAGCGUUCCUGGGCCCGUUCCACUACCGCGCUCUUCAGCGCCUGAAAUUAACCAACCUGAGAGACCUGGUAUUACUGGACAGCAAGACAAGGGACGAGCUGCGGUGGUGGAUCCUCAGCCUAUCUGGUUGGAACCGAAGGGGCGAUUUUCGGCUCGCUGCCGGAAUUCACCAUCGACUCCGACGCAAGCCUCCAUGGUUGGGGGACCCACUGCGAGAGGGUGUCAGUUGGGGGUCGGUGGUCAGACUCAGAGUCCCGACUCCACAUCAACGCGUUGGAACUCUUGGCAGGCUCGUUCACGAUCCGCAGCUUUGCGAGGGACCGAGCGCGGAUUUGCAUUCGGCUCCGCAUGGACAACGUGUCUGCAGUAAGAUAUGUCAACCACAUGGGUGGAACACAGUCGGCGAUCCUGGCAGGCCUGGCGAAGGACUUCUGGGAAUUUUGCCUGGAACGGAACCUGGUGGUCCAGGCGGAGUAUCUACCUGGUCUGCACAACGUCCAGGCGGAUUGAAGUUCACGGUAUCUCUCGGAUCCCAGCGACUGCAAAUUGGACACAGGCGUAUUCUCCACUGUGUCAUCUCUUUGGGGGCCUUUUGCUAUAGACCUAUUCGCAUCAAGGCUCAAUGCCCAACUUCCCCGGUUCUUCUGCUGCAGACCGUUCGGCGAAGGCAGUGGACGCCUUCCUGCAAGACUGGCGCGGAGACCUCCUGUAAGCCUUCCCCCCAUUCUCCAUGAUACCUCGCACACUCCUACACUCUCGCAGACAUCUGGCCGAGGUAGUCCUGGUAACACCAUUCUGGGAGACGCAGUCUUGGUUCCCUCAACUUAUCGAGAUGACAGUGAACUACCCCAGGCUAUUGCCAUCCUUCCAGAAACUUCUGCGGGAUCUGACGGGAUGCUGUCACCCCCUCCUGUCGGAGGGCUCCCUUCCCGUCCUAACCUGGCGGAUUUCAGGGGACCCUGGGAGAUUCACAGAGUUUUGGAGACUACUAGACACCUGUUGGCAGGCGCAUAUGCACCCGGCACUAGACGGCAUAUGGGUCAGCUUGGCGAGCUUGGGCUGGUUGGUGCCUGGCUAGGGACGUGGAUCCCGUUUCAGCACCUGUGACCAUGAUUCUCCAAUUCCUGUCUUCCCUCUUCGAGGCAGAUAAGGCCUAUCGGACCAUCAACCUCUACCGAUCGGCCAUCUCUUCGACACACCAGGGUGUGCCUGCGGGCCAACACCCCCUGGUCUGUAGACUCCUCAGGGGCUCUCGCCUCUCCCAACCUCCUAUGCCUUGCUACUCUGCUACCUGGGACGUUUCAACUGUAUUGUUGCUGCUCAUGGCCUGUCUCAAUAACGCUUCUCUCUCCUUACGGCAGUUAUCGGCCAAAUUGGUUUGCCUGUUCUGCCUCAUCUCCUGCAAGAGGGUCUUGGACGUCCGAGCCUUGGACUUUGAUGCCAGAUCCUACACCCCAGAGGGAGUGACAUUCAACAUCAGUAGGCGUACUAAGACGUCUAUUAAGUCGGUGUCCUAUCCGAGUUUCCUGACUAAUCCGGAGUUGUGUCUGGUGACUUGCUUACGCGAAUAUGAGAAUCGAACCAAGCUAGUCCUCUCCUCAACUGUUUCUAUCUUUACGUCCUCCUUUUGCCCUCGUCACCAGCACCACGCUGUCAAGCUGGGUGAAGUGGCUACUGGCUCAAGCCGGUGUCAAUACUACGCUCUUUGGCAUGCACUCGGUUAGGGGGGCUUUGGCCUCCUCAAUUAUGGCUUCAGGAGCACGCCUGGAGGAUCUGGUGAAGAUGGCAGACUGGUCGAGGGAAUCUACUUUUCGGGAAUUUUAUUUUCGGCUGACUGUUCGCUGCGGUAGUAAGUCAGCUUGCAAUAUGAGCCUCCGUGUCUUGUGAUAAAAUUACAUGAUUUUGCUAUUACAUGACAAAAAGUCAUGAUUUUAUUAAAGACACGGAGGCAAGUAUUGUCCCACCCGCAUUGUAAUUCUCACUUUAUGCUCUCUUGUUUUUCCCACCCUGUUUGUCAUUGAUGUAUUGAGACAUGUGCGAACUCGUGGGUAUGGUAAUUGGGGCCUAUAUUACAGGGUAGGCUUUGUUUAGUGGCUGAGGGUUUAGGUUUUCUAUGUUAUUUUGGGGAUGUAUGUGGGGCUCUGCUUUGACUGGCCCUGAUGUUGGUCUCAAGUACUGGUUUAACCCUUGGGCUCCUGUUCUUUGUGUUUUCACAGCCUGAAUUGGAUCGAUGGCAUGUCAAGUCUUCUGCAUGUAAGUUUUCCUGGGGAUGGAGUUUGUUUUGUCGUCAUCCAGAUUUGAUUUUUCGGCUAUUGGAGUGAUGAUCCUUUGGUUUGAUCCGGAGUUGUCCUGUUGUUCAUGUUCUGGACUGUUUUAAGUGUCGCAUCUCCAGAAAGAGGAUUUUGGGAAGGGGAUGCUGUAUGUUAUAUAGGGACUUGAUCUGGGAGGGGUUUAUGUUACUGAAUAUUCAUUAUUUUUUCAUUCUGUUUGUAUCCUUUGCUGCUGUUGGUCGACAGUAAAGAAAGGGAUAUGCAAUACUCGCCUCCGUGUCUUUAAUAAAAUCAUGACUUUUCGUCAUGUAAUAGCAAAAUCAUGUAAUUACUUAGUAUAGCAGUCAAGUUGACAAAAUGUGACCAUGGGUUAAAGGCAAGCUUCCAUUUCAGAAGCCAGUAACAUAUAUCCAUAAUCCAUCUGUAAAAUCAAUCCUACAGAAGGGCAAACUGACAUCAUGGGCAUAGUUGAUGAAAAUGACUGUGCCCAGGAAUUAAGAUCCGGUAUAAUAUUGAAAACAAAAAACUAAUAAAUAAAAGCAAGUGACAAAGGAGGGAGUAUAACGAUUAAGAUACCAGGCACACAGAGAAAGAAAAGCCAAAAGCAAAUCAGAUGGGUGCUUUAAUGCCAAAUAAACUGGAAGCAUUGCUUCUGGCGGGAAAACCCAUCAGCCCAUCUACAUGCCCCCUUGAGCACAAUGAAACAAUUGAAGCUGAAAUUCACAUCCUGAUAAUUCUCCCUUUAGUAAAUAACUCUGAUGUUAACCCCUCUCUAAUCUAUAAGUCCCCUUUACUCUAACCACUUCUAAUAUCUUUAAUGCUGCAUGCAUUUACACAUACAUUAAUCAUUACAAACAGAACUAUAUAAAUAUGUGCACAUACAUACAUACUUAUGCAGUUGUGAUAUAUGACUUUUAGGCUUUGUGUCCACUUAAAUUAACUCUCUUAUUUGUGUGUGGGGCGGAGGUGGGAGCAAGGGGCGCUUGCCCACCGCAUCCGUUUUGUAAACCCAGCCCUGAUUAGGGUUUCCUAUUGGCCAUAUACAUUUAAAAUGACGUUGCACAAUGACAAACCAUUAAUCUGUUAAAUGAUCAUAUUCUAUAAACUGUAUUACUGUAGGCGUUCAUAUAAUAUAUGUUUUGUAUAUGUCAGGAUAAUGAACUAUUAUUUGUACAGUGGUGUUUUCCUCUUUCCCUAUUAGCGCAUUCUCUGUUCUUUAUUGCAGCCUGGAGAUGAUAUUGUUUUGAUGGCGCAAGAACUGGAAAAAAUAUUUAUGCAAAAGCUUGCCGAAAUGCCAGAUGAAGAUACAGAAUUAUCUGUAGCCAGAAACCGUGGUAGUAAAACAAAAAAUUCACCUGCAGGAGGUAAAACCGGUAAGGGGCUAAAGCAGGGGUAGUCAACCUUUUAAUACCUCCCGCCCACUUUUGUAUCUAUGUUGAUGGUAAAAUGUCCUUACUGCCCACCAGUGCCACACAUAACUAAUUUUAUGUGUGAUUUUUUUUUUUUCUAGAUAGGAGAGGUUUUUAACAAAAAAUAAAAAAUGUACUUAAAUGUAUCUAUUUCUUUUUCCUUUUUUUCUGUUUUCUAUUCUACUUUUUCCGUGUGUGUGAGUUGCGGGCAGUGUGUGAGUGUGAAGGGUGCUGUGUGUCUGUGAGGGGGGACAGUGUGUGUUGAGGUGCAGAGUGUGUGUGUUAGAGUUGCUGUGUGUGUGUGUAGGGUGCAGUCUGAGUGAGGGGUGCAGUGUGUUUGAGGGAGCAGUGUGUGUGUGAGGGGUGUAGUGUGUGUGAUUGAGCUGUGUGUGUGUGUGUGUGUGUGUGUGAGGGGUGUAAUAUAUGUGAAGGGUGCAUAGGGUCUAUGCUGUGUGUAGGUGGGUGAGAUGUGAAAAUCUAUCUUAAUAUCACCCCCUGCCUUCUUCUUACCUUUUAGCAGGAAGGGGGGACAUAAUGCUGCAAGCCCUGGUUGUCCAGUGGUUGCAUGUUCACUUUGCCUGCAGUUCCUCCGGCUGUGAGCUAACUCUCCUGUCCUCCUGCGAGCACAGCACUGUAUCAGAGAGUUGCCUUGAUAAUACGUGGCGAUGCUCUGACCAGCCUGCUCGCAGGAUUAACACAGAGCCUCCCAGGCCCUUCCCUCCCUCUGCCAGCGGGCUGGUGAGGAAGAUCUUUGAUCUCCUCACCAGCUCAAAAGAGUUACAGAAAGGCUGGCUCUGCAUGGGCCUGCAGGGGGAUCUCCCCUGCCGGCAUUGGUCCACGGCCAUCGAGGCCCGCCGGGCGUUUUAUGCAGAAUCCACCACCGCCCACCUGAAAUCCCAAACCGCCCACUAGUGGGCAGUAGGGACCAGGUUGACAAUCCAUGGGCUAAAGUAAAUGAUAGGAUUUACAGUAGUUAAUUUGUUUAAUUCGUUAUUGUUUUUUCAUCUGUGUGUAUGUAAUGUAAAAGGAAACAUUUCCUUUUUACUUUGGUUUAUUUAAUGACAUAAACGUUAAAUUCCUCUACUUUUUUUUUGGGAAGUGGCAUAAUUUUGAAGCUUUUGGAAGACCACUCCAAAUCAUUUUGUAACAAAAUGAAGUAUGCAAUCCAAAUCUAAGCUGUUAUAUGCAGGGAUAAUUAGUGUAGGAAAAAAAAAAAAAAAGAUAAUGUUCAAACGUAUAAUCCUUUAGCAUUGUAGGCCUUCUCUUUGUGAGUGACUGUGUUAUCUGUGCAGAUGUGCUGGCAUUGUUUGCAGCAGAAUAGUUUUGUUUUGUUUUUUUUCAUCCAUUUUCCUUUUUUAUUCAAUCAGUGGGUUACUUUCUGUUAAUGGAUAUUGUUACCAAUUUUGGUUUUGUCUGAAUACCAAUAUGGUUGUUUUGGAGAAGAUAUAUGUAUAUAUUUUUUUAAAAUAUAAAUUAUUUAUAGAAUGCUCAAGAAUAUAUGUGGAGGGACAUGCUUAAUUUGUACUUAAAUUGUUCCAGGUAGUUGCCAUUUUACCCAUCUGCACAUUGACGCUGAUGCUUGACCAUAAUUUAAAUCCCAGUUGAAUUCUUAGUGACUAUAACUACCAUACAGCCAAUACAAAUACUUUUCUGAUUUCAAAUCAGUAUCAGAGUUGAUUUUAUUUCAGGUCUUUCCCUGCAGUCUUUCACUAAAAUGCAGAGUUUAUUCGAACAAUAUGAUACAUAAUCUUCAUAUUAUAUAACCAUUGUGUGUUUAUUUGAACUUGUCUUCGUUAGGUUACAUAGUAAUCUAGUUUGGGGAAGAAAAAAAGACUAUAGUCCAUUUUUUUUUCCAACCUUUAAAGGGACACCAUAGGCACCCAGACCACUUCAGCUCACUGAAGUAGUCUGGGUACAGUGUUCUAUGUCCCUUAAACAUGCAGUGGUAAUUAAUGCAGUUUUAAUAAACUGCAAUAAUUACCUGCCAGGAUUAACAAAAAAAAAAUGUAAAUUUCCAAUAAUACCUCAAAAAUGGAAAACACUGAUUUCUUCUUCGAUUGAAUAACCUGGAUGUUUUCCAGCAAAAACUGAAUAUUCAAGGAUAUAUAUAUAUAUAUAUAUCUCUAUCCUUGAAUAUUCAGUUUUUGCUGGAAAACAUCCAGGCUAUUUUUGUAAUACAAUCUCUUUAGGUAGAUAAUGUUACAUCUUUAUUGUUCUUAUUGUGAAGAGCCCUUUCCUCUGCUGUUUUCUUCCGGUGUCAGUGCGUGAACUCUUGCUUGUUGUAUAUUCCUGCUUUUGAACAGGUUAGCACAUAGCAGUUUGUACUGACCCAGUAUAUAUAUUUGUAUGGUGUUAUCAUAUCCCCUCUGCUGAGACUUUUUUUUUUUUUUUUCUCUCUGUCUGUAAAGAAAACUAAUGUAGGUUUUCUAGCCUUUAUCAUCCCUCUUAUUAAUUUUGUAAAUUGUUGCUACAUAUUUUUUAGUUCUGUAGUAUCCUUUAUUAAAACUGGGGCCCUAAACAGCACCGCAUAUUUAAGGUGGGGUGUUACGAUUGAUUUCAAAAGAGGCAAAAAAAUUUUUAUGAUCAUAUGAAUCAAUACCCCUUUAAAAACAUAGCCUUACUAGCUUUCGCAGUGGCAGACUGCUGCCUAGUUUGUUCUCAAUAAUUGUUCCCAAGUCCUUUUCAUUUGAUCUUAUCACCAGCUCACCUCCAUUUAAUGUGUAAGUGGCUUGUGGGUUCCUUAUUCCAAAAUGUGUGUCUUUGCAUUUAUUUGUAUUGAAUCUCAUCUGCCAUUUGCCUGCCCAGUUUCCUAAAAUAUCUAAAUCCUUCUAUAGAGAAGUUAUAUCAUGUUCAGACUGUAUUACCUUACCUAGUUUUGUGUCAUCUGCAAACAGUGAAAAAUUACUUUCAAUACCCACUUCAAGAUCAUUUAUAAACCAAUUAGGUGGAACCAGGACAGAAACCUGAGGCACUUCACUUACCACAUUUGUCCAUUUUCUAAAAUUUCCAUUUGAAACUAUUCUUUAUACUCUAUCUUUAAUCCAGUGUUCUAUCCAAGAACAUGGUUUUUCAUAUAAACCAAGUGAUUUCAGUUUUAAUAGUAACCUUUUGUGUGGAACGGUAUCAAAUGCCUUGGCAAAAUCCAAGUAGAGCACAUACACUAGAACACCCCAAUCCAUGUUUCUACCAAUUUCUUCAUAGAACUAUUAGUAUGGCAUGACCCGUCUUUCAUAAAACCAUGUUGAUUCAUGCUAGUUAUAUUGUUGUUAAAAAUAAAAUUUUAAAUAUUAUACCUUUAACCCCUUAAGGACAGCGGGCAUUCUAUGCCGUCCUUUUUGGGGCGGUCCUAAACUACGGCAGGCAGCAUAAUAGUCUUUUCAAAAGUUACUGAGUCAAAUAUAAGGCUUGAAUUUCCUUUUUUUCACAUUGAAAUUUGCCAGAUUGGUUAUGUUGCCUUUGAGAGCGUAUGGUAGCCCAGGAUAGAGAAUUACCCCCAUGAUGGCAUACCAUUUUCAAAAGUAGACAACCCAAGGUAUUGCAAAUGGGGUAUGUUCAGGUUUUUUUUUUUUUUGUAGCCACUUAGUCACAAACACUGGCCAAAAUCAGCAUUCAAUUUAGUUUAGCAUUUUUCACACACAGCAAACAUGAAUGCUAACUUUGCUAACUUUUACUAGGGGGGGGCGCACUUUCACAGGGGCGGCAUUUUGCGUGCAGAGUUCUGGGCCCACCGUCAAGGAGGACGGGAGGGACAGGUAAGUGUCAGGGAGAGGGGGAGGGGCAAACCAUACACACUGCUCACCUUCCCAGCACUUAUUCCACACAACACACACUGCAUCUGCAUACACUAUAUACACACUCCAUACACUAUACACACACUCCAUACACUAUACACACACUCCAUACACUAUACACACACUGCAUACACUCCAUACACACACUGCAUACACUUCAUUCACUAUACAAACGCACGCACUGCAUCCACUAUGCAAAAACACUACAUUCACUAAGCAAUCACACACUUAUACAUGUGUAUCUGUAUGUCUGUGUAUCUGUUUGUGUGACUGUGUUUGUUUCGGUAUGUCUGUGUAUCUGUAUGUGUCUAUCUGUAUCUGUGUGUCUGUAUGUGUGUUUGUAUCUGUAUGUGUGUCAGUAUUUGUCUGUAUCUGUGUAUGACUGUGUUUCUAUGUAACUGUAUGUGUGUACCUAUGUGUCUGGGUAUCUGUGUGUGUGUGUGCGCCAGUGUGUGUAUAUGUGUACAUGUGCAUACAUCUCAGCAUUUCAUCUACACUACACACAAAUAAAAACCUGCAUCCAAAUGUCAACACUACAUAAACACACACCACCAUAUUCAAAAACCACACUACAGAAAAAUGCACGCCUGCAUUCAAAUGUCAAUAUGUGCAAACAUACCCGUACAUUCACUCACACGUAUUUCAUACAAAAACAUGCUUACAUUAAAAAUAUACAAAUACUGCUCAAUGCUAAAUACAUUAAAAAAAUUUGGGGGGGUGGGGUUGCCAAAUAAAGGAUCCGCCCCAGGUGCCAAAUGCUCCAGGUACGCCCCUAUUUGGAAGCCAUGACUUAUCGCAUCGGGCCCCAAUGUAACUCUCCUUAAAUUGUCGUACCCAUUUGUUCCCUUGAGCUCGGUACUGUGAAACUACUGAACACAGCACACCCCCUGGCUCGUUAACUUCACAGAAAACCCUUAACACAAGUUCUCUCUCUUGUCCUUCGAACGCAGGCAGCGGUACUUGGUUGUCGAGAGCGUGGAACUAUACUUAGGACACGGUGCCUCGUGAACUCCGAGAAAAUCACACCAUUGCCUGUUCUGUCCCCCGACAAGCCAGGAGAGCGCUGUUGGGGAAAAGGAAGCCUUCAGUUACAGGUGUAUAGGAACUCCUGAAAAUUGACAGGCCGCUACUCUUUUCUUAUGGAACUAUUUUGGCCAACAGCCACGUGUGUGGCCGGUCAAAACUUUACCCCAGUGGCGAUUCGGCUAUACUACAUGGAUCUGAACGCUAUUUGGACAACUUGUGGGGGUUCUCUGUCUUAUAUCUGUCUUAUAUGUAUUUUGGGGUGGUUUGUUGUAAAAUAUUGUACUUCUAGUGCAUGGGAGAUAAUUAGUUUAAGCGAAGUACACACACUUCUCUCCCAGACACAGAGACGCCUGGGUGGGGUUACUAUUGUAUGAGGACCCCAUGCUGGGAGUCUGUGUAUAUAAGCAAGCAACUUGGCCUUAAUAAAACAGUCCUUCUUGAACCCAAUAUGACUGGUUGUGUUUAAUAUAUUGGAGGAAUUUCUAUGUGGAGUGGGAGAGCUAUAACACUACUAAGCACAUCUGGAACGAGGACUAGCGGAGGAAGGAAGGAACAGCGACAUUAGUCUUGCAGCCCUUGACACUGGUGCAGAAGCGGGAUCCUUCUUACAACACAAGUACAGGAAAAGGUUCCAGUGGAAAAGACAGCGACAAGGAUGGCAGAAAGCUACAGGCAACCAACUGUAGUAGUGCAAAUUACACUAUAUAAUAUAGUGCGGGGUAUCCAGGAGCUAAUUAGUAGAUUGGAUGAAUAUUAGAUUAAUAUGAUAUAAUAAAUUAUGUAAAAAAAUAAAUAAAAAGGUGAUAUAAAAACUAUAUAAAACAGAAAGAUAUAAAACUAUAUGAUACUAUGAUGUCCAAAUAAAAUAUAUGCGGUGUAGGUAUCCCUAUCCCUGAUUGUAAAAGCAUUACAGGGUGAAUGGUACAAGUACCAAAUAAUAUACUUUCAUAAGAAUAAAAGAUGAAGAUAGUGUCCACAUGUAAUUGCUAAAAAGCAAUAUAAAAAAAUCUCACUAAAUCACUAAAAAGUGAGGGAAACAACUGGAAAUCUAAAUAAAAACCAGUUUAUCAAAACUUUAAAAACUAAGAUAAAAAUCAAUGCACAGUAUAGUAACCAGUCUAUUGGAGGUAGAAAUAUCAAGAAAACCUUAAUCCUAGACCGUGAUAGGUGAGGAUACUGUUAAGUUUGUCCUCUGGAUCCCGACCGCCGGUGAGGACAGCAUGCGUGUCACAGUGUGUUCCACCUCGGACCUCACUCUGAGGGGUAAGCGCUGUUCUCACGGGAUGAUGCUUGUAACUGGUCCGGAAUCCGAAGUGGAUAGAGGUGCUUGCAAAUAGAUCCUGGCUGGCAAAUAGCUGUGCUUUGUCUGAUCCUUUGAUUGUUAACGCGUUUCGUAGGGAUAUAGCCCUACUUCAUCAGAGACUGUAUGCAUUGUAUGGUAUAAGGGGGUUCUUAUAUACCUAUCUAUUACAUUGCCAAUUAAUCACAUAAUUUUGGUAGAAAAAAAUGUAACAUAACAUAUGCUGGGACAUCUUAUAUAAAACAAUAUUGACAUAAUAAACCAUUUCAAAAGAUAUUUGUGCUUUCUUGGUUCUUUUAUGAAAAAAGUUUUUUGUUCUUUAUUUCUAAUUCUGUGAUAUAAAAAUGUCUUAAAGGAUCACUAUAGUGUCAGGAAAACCAAGCGGCUUUCCUGACACUAUAGUGCCCUGAGGGUGCCCCCAACCUCAGGGUCCCCCUCCCGUGGCGCUGAAGGCAUUAAAACCCCUUCAGCAACUUACCUUAUUACUUACCUUACUCUCCUGCCCCGCCGACGUCUGCUCACCCCUCCGACAUCAGCAACGAGGUUGUAGAAAGCAGCGGGGAGACCACAUAUGUGAUAGCCAAGGGUGCCCAGGGACAGACCUGACGCAUAUGUUAUAUCAACGUGCUUAAGGCACACCUGGAACGUGCAGCCGAUAUAGCUGUCAGACACAGGGGACUGAGCAAUGCCAGACCUACUAGGCAAAACCUGGUUCAGCUGGGAACUCCGCUUAGCCCCGAAGAGCAGUCCCAACUCCAAGCGUAGGAACAACCCCCAAUAUUUCUCCGCUCAGCCCGGCGCUACCACAUUAGCCCACCAUGCAGUUGAGACCCCGGUCAAAAUCCCCUCUGCCAACCGACACACAUGGUGCCAGAGGCUGUCAGAGGAAAUAUCCACCAGGAACUCCAAAGAAAAGGCUUUCCCUGUAGUGUUGAUACUCAAAAAGGACGGAACCACCCGGUUCCGAUUAUAGGCGGCUCAACGAAAGAACCACUAACGAUGCCUAUCCCAUGCCCAGGGUAGAUGAGCUACUUGAUCAACUCUCUAGCGCGGCAGAUCCCCCUGACUGCUGACGCAAUUCCCAAAUCCAACUUACGGUCAUGCCAUUCGGGAUGAUGAAUGCCCCCGCUACCUUCAAGAGGUUGGUAGACCAACUACUCGUUGGACUACAGGAUUUUGCAUGUUCCUACCUCGAUGUUUUAGUCAUCUUUAGUGCUUCUUGGGGAGAGCAGUUGCAACACCUGAGUACGGUCUUAAAUAAAAUUCGACAGGCAGGGAUGACCAUACGCCCAACAAAUGCCAAAAUAGGAAUGGCUGAAAUCCAAUACUUAGGACACCAAGUGGGGAGUGGGAAACAGCGUCCAGACCCAAAGAUAGAGGCCAUUCUCAACUGGCCUGUACCCCAAACCAAGAAGCCGGUAUUAGCCUUCUUGGGAACAGCCAGGUACUACUGCAAGUUCGGCCCCAGUAUAGUGAGACUGCCAAGCCCCUGAUGGAUCUGAUUAAGAAAUCCCUACCUUGGACGGUCCUGUGUUCCCCUAAGUGCCAGUUCGCCCUGAAAAGCUGCUCUGGGAAAAGCUCCUGUUCUAGCCGCUCCAAAUUUUAACAAGCAUUUUCUAUUCCAUACAGAUGCUUUCAUGUACGGACUCUGAGCAGUAUUGAGUCAGGUGAAUGAGGAUGGAGAGGAGCACCUGGUAGCCUACCAAAGCCGACUAUUGUAGACCGUGAAGUAGGAUAUGCAGACAUUGAAACGGAGUACCUGGCUUUAGUGGGAACUCAAAAGGUUCCAACCCUACCUCUACGGAAGAGAAUUUGCCAUCCUCACUGACCACAACCCCCUAAUUUGGCUAAAUAGGGUGGCGGGGGAUAAUGGACGUCUGCUAUGUUGGAGCUUAGCACUCCAACCCUUUAAUUUUAUGAUUCAGUACCAGGCCUGGGAAGGACAACCAACAUGCCGACGGAUUGUCCCGACAAUCAGAUGUAUAAACUAACGAUUUACAGCCGCCCACGGGCCUACCCAUUAAGGUAGACCCUGGUCAUCUUUUCUAAAGGGGAGGAGAUAAAUGUCAAGGGUUGCUAGGCUAAUGUCACCGUUCCUUCCCUUCUGCGCUAGUCCUAGUUCCAGAUGUACUUAUUAGUGUUCUAGCUCUCCCACUCCAUAUAGAAAUUCCCCCAAUAUAUUGGAUGCAAUUGGAGUGGCGUUUUAGGGAUUCCACUCAGGUGUUUGAGCAUUCACAGCUACCCAUACUUUCCCCUUUUUUAUUGUGGUUGUACGUUCUCUAACCCGUCUGGAGAGCUAAUCUAGUGCUGUCUGGGGUGCCGGGGAGCGGGGUGUGUCGCUGGCAGGGCCGGACAAUUCCUAUUGGUUCAGGUUUACCAGGGCCACAAUUAGCUUGGGUUUCUUCAUUCCCGCUGGAUCUUGUCCCUUCUCAGUCAGUAGUUUCUGUAGGGCUACUACAGUUGGUUGCCUGUAGCUUUCUGCCAUCCUUGUCGCUGUCUUUUCCGCUGGAACCUUUUGCUGUACUUGUGUUGUAUGGAGGAUCCCGCUUCUUACACCAGUGUCAAAGGUUGCAAGGCUAAUGUCGCCAUUCCUUCCUUUCUUCGCUCGUUAUACCUCUCCCACUCCAUAUAGAAAUUCCUCCAAUAUAUUGGACACAACCAGUCAUAUUGGGUUCAAGAAGGACUGUUUUAUUAAGGCCAAGUUGCUUGCUUAUAUACACAGACCCCCAGCAUGGGGUCUCCAUACAAUACAAUAGUAACCCCGCCCAGGUCUCUGUGUCUGGGGGAUAAGUGUGUGUACUUUUACUUAAACUAAUUAUUUCCCAGGCAUUAGAGGUACAAUAUUUUACAACAAACCACCCCAAAAAACAUAUAAGACAUAGGAACCCCCAGAAGUAUGGUAUCCCCAGAUAGCCUUGAUCUGAGCGCCCAAGUUGUUAAAUAGUGCUCAGAUACAUGUAGUAUAGCUGAAUCGCCACCGGGGUAAAGUUUUGACCGACCGCACACGUGGCUGUUGCCCAAAAUAGUUCCAUAAGAAAAGAGGUAGCGGCCGGUCAAUUUUCGGGAGUUCCUAUACAAUUGUAGCCGAAGGCUUCCCCUGGCUCAUAGGGAUCGAAUGGUCUCCCUGUCUGGGGACAGAGCAGUCAGCAGUAAGAUUUUCCCGGGGUUCGCAAUGCACAGUGUCCGAAGUAAAGUUCCACGCACUGAACGACCAAGUCCUCUGCCUGCGUUCGAAGGACAAAAUGGCCGCCAUUCACUGGAGCACGUGUUUUGGUUAUACAGUUGGCGGCCAGUCAGAGAGAGCACUUGAGUUAAGGGUUUUCUGUGACCCUCGCAUAAAGGGGGUGGGCUGUGUUCGGUAGUUUAACGACAAUUUAAGGAGAGUUACAUAGGGGCCCAAUGUGAUAAGUUGUUCUGUGACAACCAUCUUGUAGGUCCUCCUCUUAAGUUCCUAAUUUCUUGUGUGACAUGACUGGUCCUCGGUCAGAGACUGAGGGCCCGACAUAGGAGAGGGCCCGGGGGCUUGCCCUUUAUGCGAGGUCCCUCCACACUCCUGCCCGGGAAAGAGCCAGCCUCCAGUCUGCAGCUCUGCUGGGUCAGGUGUCUCGCUAUCUCAGCCAUUCAGAGCGUUGCCAAGGGUUACCACAGCAAUGCUCUGACUGGAAAUCGCAAGACUUACCACAUGGUCUGCAGCUCUGUACCCGGCUGAGCUGCAGACCGUAUAGGGAGCCCGCUGGACCACCAGGGAUACAGCCUGCCUACCAAACCACCAGGAAUACAGCCUGCCCAGUGGACCACCAGGGAAUUAUAAAGGUAUAUAUGACCCCCUGCCCUGUCACAGUCUCAGCUCCCCACCCCUUAUUCUUUCACAUCCCCCUCUGCCCCAGCCCCCCACCACUCCCUUCCCUGUCACAGGCCUCUACCACACCUGCCCUGUCACAGCCUCCCCACCCGUCACAGCCCCCCCUCCUACCCUGACACAGACCCCCACCACCUCCUACCCUUUCAUUGCCCUAUGUCCUGUCACAGCCCCCUACCAUCCCCUGCCCUGUCACAGACCCCCCCACCCUCCCUUUCAGGGCUCCCCCAUCACCCCCACCCUCUCACAGCCCUCCUACCCUGUCACAGUGCCCCCUACUAUGUCACAGCUUCCCCACCCUAUCAGAGCCCCCACCACACCCUGUCACCCCACAGCCUCCCCACACACACACCCUGCACACACACACAAGCGCUAUCACAGCCUUCCUCCGCUCACCUUGUCAUGCUCCACCCAUACCCUAUCAUUACCACACAAUUGACAACCCCUUUCACACACAUUGUCACCCCCUACACAUACACUAUCACCAUUCCCAAACACUUUCAGUCCCCACACACUGUCACUCCCUACACCCAGCCAACUCACAUUACCCCUCUUAAUCCUGUUACUCUCAUCCAACCAUACCAAACUCACCUGCACUUGCUUUGCCACACUUACCCUAUCACAUUAACCCCCCCUUAAUCCUGUCACUCACCUUCUUUUGCACUGUCACACUCACCCCCCAACCCUGUAACACUCAUCCUCUAUCAGUCUGUCCCACUCACCCCCCCUUCACCCUACCACACUCACCCUACCACAUAAACCCUUACAAUCCUGUCCUCCAACUGUGCAACACUCACCCCAAACCCUGUCACACACAGGUAGACAAUGCCAAAUACACUCAGAAAUACACACACCGGCACUUAUGUAUACACGACUGCAAGGCCAUGUAACCAUACCCCUCAGUCAUGUAUAAACGAUUAACAUACUUCCUGAUUAAAUUUGUUUAUUGCAAAUUAGUUUAGUUUUAUGCCAUAACUACUGUCAGAGAGCUCACAAUGCCGUGGCAAAGGGAGCCGCGACACUGCAAGCCUCUGAACAAUGUAUACAGAGACUAACGCUCUGUAUCCAGCGCUGCAAGCUUGUCCUUCAAUACAACUACAGCACCUUAUACACACAAUGCAACAUGUUUAGUUUUUUUUUUUUUACUUUGGGUGUUAGUGGGGGGCCUCGUGUUUGAGUUUCGCCUAAGGCCUCACAAAGUCUAGAGCCGCCACUGGGUACCAAUAUGGACCAUGACAGCCGGCUUAUUUCCAUAUAAAGAAAAACAUUCCUAGACUAUAUGUUUAUUACUGAACAUAAGAGGGGUUGGCCAACUGAUCAAAUUCAAAACCUAUCUUUAUGUAAGAAAAAAGUGUUAAUUUAAUGUUAAACAAAACAAAAAAAAUAUUGUUUAAUACUUUAUUGUAGUUUUUUUUUUUUAUUAACAGAGACCUAUAAGGAGCUUAUUCUGGCUCCAAAGAAAAAGCUAGGAUCUCAAAUGAUGCAUCGAAACCCAUUUCCACGUCCAAUAGUUUCAAUGCUGCCAGAACGGACAGCCCUUAUCCCAUUGACUAUUGUCAAACCAACUCAAGUUGUUUGCUCCAAUCCAGUGACUAAGGUAAGUAAAUCAUGUGCAUCAUGAAAAGUUAAUGAUUUCAGUGCAAUUAUGUUGAAGCUGUUUCCGUAAUUUGUUAAAACAAAGUAAAUUUAUUCUUGAUUUGUGUACUUUAUUAACUGCUGAAUUGGCCUUGCUCUACUGUGUUUUCUGGAGACUACUCCCACACACCAGGCCAAAAGUAGAAAUUAACGGAUAGCUGGUGAUAUCCCAGUGAUAUCAGCUGUUUGUGGUUUUUUUUGUAAGUCAUUGUUGUGGUUCUUAGUGGCACGUUUGUGUGUGUGUGUGUUUGUUGUUUUUGGAUCUUUUCCGUAAAUUUUACUCACUUUUAUCUGUCAUGCAAAAUUUAAGGUAAUUAUUUUUUGUUUGUUUUAAUGCUGCUCUCAUGGAAGCAUAUGUGAACUUUUUGAUCCAUGGAAAGCGUCUCUUCAGUGUCUGGAAAGCGGUCUAUAAUUUGUUAUACUUUUGCUGUUUCCUCUAUGUAACAUUCUACUCUAAAUUAUGUUCUAUUUUACUUUUGUGUAUCUUAGAAAAGGGGUAUUAAAAGGAGGGCUGACACUACAACUCCUAGUGUAUCACGCAUAUCGUCUAGCUGUGACUCUUCUCCAGCCUUCUCUGAAACAAAGCAAGCCAAUAUACCACCUACAACAGAGAAAUACAGGGGGUCAGAGGCAGUGGUGCGUGACCUUCCUGAUUCUCAGCAGCAAUUACAAGUUCUUAAGGGAGAGGAACUCUCUGAACAGAUGAAACAUUGUAAGCACACCCUUAAUGAGAUGUUUUCGCAAAAGCAUGCAGAGUAUGCAUGGCCAUUUUACAAAACCAUAGGCCCUGCAUCUUUUGGACUGCCUGACUCUGGUGAUAUAAUGACCUGCUCCAUGGAUCUUGGAACUAUUCGAGUAAGUUUGGCUUUUGUGUUUUCGAAUCCAUUGUUUCUAGACCUUGCUACAACAAUACAAACUAAAAAAACAAAUUAAAUCUCAUUGUAAAGUUUUCAGUCAUCUCUGAAAGUCCAUUGGAAAACAUUAAAACUGUAAAUCAUUGAAAUUGUGUAGUUGACACCAAGGAUGGCAUAAAUGUAGAUAUCAAUUUAUUGUAGAACCCUACCCCAAAGCAAAGCAUCAUGUGAACUGUACUUUUAAAAGAAUUGGGGAUCUACAUUGAGCCCCUAGUUUAGACUUUAAAAAUGUGUGUCCAUUUUUAAAAAUAUUUUUUAUUAUUUUUUAUUUACAUAUUGGUAAUCUGUAAACCCCAAGAGUAUGGAACACUCAUUUCUGUACAUUACAUUCACUCAGCCUUGAAUCAGCCAGCCAGCCAGCCAUUUUUUUUUUUUUUUUGUGUCCCCAUGUCCUGUGUUUUGAAGAUUGCUUUCUGUGACCAUUACACUUAUGUUUGGCCAACAAAAGGAGCAAAGGUUUUAUAAUAUUAGCCAAUCUAUAUUUUUUUCCAUGUCAUAUUAUCCACACUGUAAGAAGAUGCUGCAUACCAUGCAGUGUAAAGAAAAAAAAAAUCACAAAAUGUUUUAAAUGGCACCAAGCACCAUAACAACCUAAGCUCCUUCCAUAUAUUUUAUUUCAAAAAGCUGUCUUGCGCUUUGUUUAUUUUAUUUGUUAAAGUUGGUUUAUCAGUAAUUGAGACUGUGUGUCCAUCACCUCUUUUUGUCAUGAAAAGGAAACCUACAUUUCUGUUGGCUAUAUAACGUUUUGCAGGUGUGACAAAAAGUGACAAUACUUUUUAACAUUUAAUCUACUUUAGUAUUAUGUUUUAUAGAUACAUGUUUUAUUUAACCCUUUCUUCAGCUGUCUGUCAAUCAAGUAGAUUAGUAGCUCGUACAUUUAUAAAGUAUACAAGUCACGCUCCACCAACAAGCAUUUUUUCCUCCUUACACUUAUGAUUCUUUCUAUUCAUCCCAGGAUAAAAUGGAUAAUGGACAGUACAAAGACACAAAUGAGUUUGCCUCUGAUAUUCGUCUAAUGUUUAUGAACUGUUACCAGCGCAAUCCACCGGAAAAUGAAAUCGUGAAUAUGGCAAGAAAGUUACAGGUAGAUCAGCAAAUGUUAUGUAUAUAUGUUAGCUACUGCAUUAUAAUGGAAAAUGAACCGACUGUGGUAAAUUGUACACAUAGCUUGUAUGUAAUAUCUUUCAUGAAAAAAAUAACUUUCAACAUAUGGUAAUAAAUGUUCAUAUAUGGGUGAAACAUUUGAACAACCAUACUAAGAUUUUUUUAUUAUUAUUAUUACUGCCUACUCCAACCAAAAUGUUUGUAAAGAUGGUCUGGAGUAGGUUCUGUGAAGGAUAGGAGCCACACACACACUUUGUCUCCUGAUAUUGAGUUUCUGAAUAACUGCAGCCUUUGAGUUAUCCAUGCCUACAGUUUCUCAUCCGAGUCCAUAGCCAUUUUGUGAAACCUCAGGUUCUGAAGCAUGUUCACAAAUAGGUAAAAGGACACUUUAGUCACCAGAACAACUAAAACUUAAUGUAGUGGAUUUGGUAUCUAUAGCAUGUCCCUGUAGGCUUUUUAAUGUAAACCCUGCCUUUUCAGAGAAAAGGCAGGGUUUACAUUGGUGCCUAGGAACAACUCUAGUGGCAGUCAUGCAGACGGUCACUAGAGGUGCUUCCUGGGUCAGUGCCUCUUUCUCACUGCAUGGAGGUGCUGAACGUUCCCCAUAGAGAUGCAUUGAUUAAAUAAUCUCUAUGAGGAGAUGCUAAUUGACGAAGUACAGCAUUUUGCCACGCAUGCACAAUAGCCUUCCAGUGUUUCCUAUGGGAUCAUUAAGAUUGUUAUCCUUUAAAUUAAUUGCCCAAACACAGAUUAGUGUAUAAAUACAGAGUAUCCCCACCAACCUAUGAACAGUUUGAGUUGAGUACAAAGAUAGUACCAGCUAUCACUUGGCCAUAGGGACAAUUUAGAUACCUAGACUGUAGAGCCAAGGGUAGCAGAAGUGACUUGGAAAUCCACCAAGCAUAAGCUUAAAAAUAUUUUAUAUGGUGUAGUAUAUGAGUAAAAGAUCAGAAAAAAUGAUGAAAAUAUAAUUUAGUAUGUCUGUGUAAGCUGCUAAACACAGGAGCAUCACCAAGAUGUAACUAGUCAGCAUGGCAGUCAAGCUCCGUCCUUCCUACUGCCUUGAUGGAUAGCAAAGCAUUCACUGACUCACCCCUUGAGGUUCUACUUGUUAUCAUGACAUUUUUAAAUUCUUCCUUCAGUCUAAAAGAAACAUAUUUUGAAUUAUGACCACGAUACAAAAAGAACCACUGGUAUAAAUGUGUUUAUUUAAAAAAAAAUGUAUUAUACAUUUAUUUUAAUUACAAACCUAGGGUUGGUAUAUGACAUUCAUGACAUUUGUACUUCCAAUAUCUUCCAUGCUGAUUUAUGGACAUUUCCACUGUUUCUACACGUCGAAUUUGUGUCCGUAAGCAUGACAUGGUAAAGAUAUGGAGGGAGUUUGGUUUACAUCUCGUUGCUAUUUAGGGGAAAAAAACUCUGUGUUAUCUAGGGGGGGAUUGUAGUCCUGCUCCCUUGUAUUGGAUGUUUAGCAAUUCUGAUAAUGAACCAGCCCCUCGUUGAGGGUAGGGAGGGAAGAUAGCAGGGUGAAUAACUGUGGAUAGUGGAGGGUAACAUAAAAAGGAGAACAUAAACCAUGCAACUGGUUGAUAUAUUAUUUUAUCCAAUCUUGCCCCUGUCCCGCAUAUUUUCCCAUUCAGAAAGUAGGCAUUGGUAGUUGGUCUGUCAGUAGGUCUGAGUGGUUAUUGUAUGUUAUGCCAGCCCUCACCAUGUCCUGCCUUGACUUGGAUACAUGGCUUCGACUUGUUUAAUCCUCAGGGUCUGUUGUCCUGUAUAUGAUCCAUGAUUGCCAUAUGGAUCCAUACUUGUUUGGGCAUCUCAUUGUGGAUCAUCUCCGUUCCACCAUUAUACGUAGGCCUUCUAUUCUGGGUAUUAACGCCUGAAUGGUGGGAGAUGUGGUUGACCUCCAUAAGCCUGUAACUACCAUUUUGACUGCCGUCAGUUUAAAGAAUGGUAAUGAUGACUUGUAUUUGUGGUGUGGUAUGUUUUGUCAUGGAAGAGGAUUGUAGGUAUAUCUAGUUAUAGCUGGAGACCUGUAACCCUUUUGAGCACGGCUCCCACUUCCCUCCAGUACCCAGUUAUGAGGUUGCAUUGCCACCAAAGGUGUUGGAGUGUGCCGGUGUCCUCCUUGCAGCACCAGCAAAAGCCAAUGCUUUCUGGAGCAAAGUUUAGGGUUUCUAAGGGUGUAACAUACCACCUUGCGAGCAAUUUAUAGUUUUCCUCCACUAAUUGAAUGCUGGUAUGGGCAGAGGCACUCCUGUGGAAAAUGCGGCACCAGUCUUCCUUUGACAGAUUGGGGGAGAUGUGGUCAUUCCAGCUUCGGGUAUAGACUGGAGGUCUUGGGUAGAGUAGUGGCGUUAGUAGUUUGUAGCAUUUUGGAUAGUUUUUUGGGGGUGGGGUUGCCUAUCAAGCACAUGUGUUCAAAUUUAGUUUCCUCUCUUAGACCUAGGUCUGGGAUUGGUAGCGUUUGUAUGAAAUGUUGCAAGCGCGAGUAGUGAAACAUUUCUAAUUUGUAUGGCAAGGUGCUCGCUAUGAGGUCAGAAAUUGGUUUUAAUUUGUUGACCUGAACCAGGGUAUGUAGUUGUGUAUACGUGUUGGUCGUCCCGUGAGGUCUUUGGAGUAUGAGGAGGUUCCCGGUUUCGGUCGGAAACGCCGGGUUGUGGGAUAUUAGAUAUUUGGGGGACAAAACCGGUGGACAAAACCACACAAAUCUGGUAAACUGGGUUUUAAUUUAGCGGAAAAAGGAAGUGGGGAUAUUUAUUGGCACUGUGUUGAGAUGUAUAAUAUCUUAGGCAGGAUAUUCAUUGUAAUGAUAUUUAUUCUUCCUAGCCAGCGAAAGUUUGGUUUGUUCCACCUCAGUAGAUCUUUGGUUACGUCAUGAAGAAGGGAUGUGUAAUUAGCAGUUAAUAAAUCUGUGAGUUUAGGAGUAAUCUUGACACCCAAGUAUGUUAUGUGUCGGUCUGCCCAUUUAAACUGAAAUUUACGUCGAAGGCUCUUGACUAUAUUAGGGGGGACGUUAAGGUUUAGGAUUUCGCUUUUAUCCACAUUUAUCUUGAAGUGAGAGUUUACUAUACAUCUGUAAUUCUGUCAUUAAUGGGGGUAAGGACCUUCCUGGUUCUGUCACGGAGGUCAUCGGCAAAGGCUAAAACUUUGUAGGAGUGUACCCCGCUGUCGAUUCCCUUAAUGUUAUGGUUGCAUCUUAAUGCUUGCAGUAGUGGUUCUAACACGAAUAUGAAGAAUAGGGGUAAUAGAGUGCAGCCCUGUCGGGUUCCAUGCCGUAUCUGGAAUGGUUGGGAUAGUUGUCCGUUAACUUUCAGUCGUGCAGAGGGUGUUGAGUAGAUCGCUGAGAUCCACGUCAGCCACCGUGACCCGAAACCCAGUGUCCUCAAUGUCGACAUGAGAAAUGGCCAAUCCACCCUGUCAAAAUCCUUUUCUGCAUCUAUUGACAAUAGGAGAGAUGGAAUUUUGAGGCUAUUCGUGUGAUGGAUUAGGUUUAUUAUUUUGUUAGUGUUGUCUUUGGCUUCUCUUGUCGGCACAAAGCCUGCCUGGUCAGGGUGGAUUAAGCUUCCUAAGUGCGGGCGAAUUCUCAUUGCCAAUAUCUUGGUGAAUAACUCCAUGUCGACAUUGAGGAGAGAAAUUGGGGGGUAGCUACCGCAUGAUUCUGGGUCUUUCCCUGGCUUUGGGAUGAGGGUGAUUCCAUGGCCUCAAGGCUGGAUUGAGGUAAGGGCACUAUGGGUGAGAUUGUGUUAAACGCGUUCAGGUGAUGCUCUAAUUCGGUGAGGAACGUCCUGUAGUAAGUUUUGGCAGAGCCAUCGGGACCCGGGCUUUUGUCUGUCGGUGUGGAUUGAUUUAAUCUGUUAUAGGUUCGUCUAGUGAUCUAGCUAUUGUAGGGGUUAGGAUUUAGUCAUAUUUGUCCGUCAGGUAGUUGAGUUUAUCUUGGGGGUGAUUUGUCGUUGGGGGAUAUGUCCAUAGUGGUGUGUACUAUAGUGUACCUGUUGGGGUUUUGAUUUUGGGUAUGUAGGAGUGUUGUCUUUUGUUUUUUUUAGGGCAUUAGCUAAAAUUUUCCCACAUCUGUUUCCCAGGAAGUAGAAUUUUUGUUUGGUCCAUAGGAUCGUUUGAUUGGCUCCGUAAUUCAACACAAUUUUUAGGUUGGUGCGUAGUUUUAGUAAGGAGUCGCAGUCUCGCUGGGAAUGUGAUGUUUUAUUUGAGAAUUCUAGUUCGGCAAUUCUAUUCAUUAAAUCUUUUCUGGUGCGUGAUCUUUCACAUUUGAGACUGUAGCCCCAUUUUUAUGAGUCCUCCCCUGAUGACUGCCUUGUGUGCUUCCCAUUGUGUGAACAUAUCGACCCCUGGGGUGUUUUCUCAGAAAGAGGUUGAUGCGUUCAGAUGUCUCGUUUUACUUUUGUCCUGUUGGAGGAGGUGGCGGUUCAGUCUCCACUGAGUUGUUGUGGCCUGAAGUGAGGGUAUCUGUAUAGUAAUAGAGACUGGUGCAUGAUUCGACCAGGUUGUGUUCUAUGUCUGCUUUGUGAAGCCAGUUAAGGUAGUGGUGUGUGAGGAGUAGCAUGUCGAUCCUGGUGUAUGUGUUGUUGGGUAAUAAGUGUAGUCUUUGGCUGUGGGGUGUAGAAUUCUCCAGGUGUCCACUAGCCGAUGUUGUGUAAGUAGAGAGUGCAUUUGGGAUCUAGCUGAUUUUAGGUUUAUUGCUGUGGUAUCUUUACCUGCGUCUAGUGAGAGGUUAAAGUCCCCGCCAAUAAUUAACAUGUCUUUAAAGUGUUUCUGAGACAGGGAAAGUAUAUGGCGGAAUGUGGCGCAUUGCCUGUGGUUAUGCAAGUAUAUAUUUACAAAGGAUAAUAAUAUUAAUAAUUAGCGAUUUUUUUUAUUUUUAUUUAUUUAUUUAUUUUUAUUUUUUUUAUUUUUUUUUGAUUUUUUUAAAUAGCACUUUUCUCCCUGUGAGACUCAACGCACUUUACAAAAUAAAGACAUAAAAGUUAGGAGUUUGUGAAGGUCAGAUGAGCGGACGGAAUGCCUGAUAAAAGAGGUGGGUCUUUAGUUUAAAAAAAAAAAAAGACUGUAAGGACGCUGCCUAUCUGAUUGCGCAUGGUAAAGAGUUCCAGAAGGUAGGGGCAGCGUGGCUGAAUGCCCUGAAACCGGAGUCUGUCUUUAUUCUUGACACUGACAGGAGGGAUUUGCUGGCUGACCGAAGUGAACAGGAUGGAAUAUAGGGUGUCAGGAGCUCUUUCAGGUACUGUGGUCCUUGAUUGUUUAAGGCUUUGAAGGUCAGCAGGCCAGUUUUAAAACAUUUUUGCCACUUAAUAGGAAGCCAAUGCAGGGAGUGAAGAACAGGUGUUAUGUGGCAGGAGCAAGUUUGAUUGGUCAGUAGUCUGGCUGCUGCAUUUUGUAUCGUCUGAAAGCGAUGGAGUUCUUUUUUCUGGGAGGCCCAAGUAAAGUACAUUGAUCUAGCUGAGAGGAUACAAAUGCAUGGAUUAAUGUUGGCAUAUCAUCCGGUGGAAUUAAGUAUUGUAUCCUGGCUAUGUUUUUCAGAUGAAAGUAGGCAGAUUUUAUUAUGGAGGAAAUCUGCAUUUUAAAUGAUUAAAUUUGGCUUUUUCUUUAGGAUGUUUUUGAGGUGCUAUUUGCCAAAAUCCCUGAUGAGCCUGUUGAUAAGCCUAACAUGUCCCCAUUCAAGCUAUCAUCUAAUGAAGACACCAGCUCAAAUUCCUCUGAUAACAGUGCCUCCUCAGAUUAUGAGGAUGAGCGUGAGCGACGUCUUUCCUUACUCCAGAAGCAGGUAAGCAAUGGUGGUGGUCUAGAAAUGAUUUUCAGCGGGUGUCCUUCGAAAUAAAUUCCUGCAUAGAUACAUUUUCAGUUUUCUUCCAUUUACAUUUUUUAUUACAAAUAUGCAAUUAUGAAAGACCUAUGUCAUAUUAUCUAUAAAUAUACUGUGACGUGUAUUGUCCAUAACUAUGCCAUAUGUCAUAUUGUCCAUAAAUGUGCUCUCACUAAGUACUGCAUUUUUUCAUUUUUUCAAUCUGAUGAGGUUAAGCAAAUUCCAUUAUACUUAAAGGAAUGCUCUACCUUUAUAAAAAUAGGUACUUAUGUUUGUGUUCCUGUUGGGGAUUUAUACUGAAGGUCCAACUGUGCAUCUGCGUAAAGAGCUGCUCUAUGCCAAUAGGACUCUCCUCCUAGAGAAGCAUUGCAAUGCUUCUCAGUGGGUAGAUUUAACUGCACGACAUCAUCAUAGGCAAACUGACUGACACAUUUCUCUGAAACAGCAAUGUUUACAGUUGUCGCAGUGAAGGGGCAGCAUCUAGCUUCCAAUAAUACUACAGUAUGCUGUAGUAGUUUUGGUUCUUAUAGUGUCUCUUUACUUCCUUCACAUUCAUUUUUUUUUUUUUUUUUUUAAAUCAUACAUAUCAAGCUAAUAUUUUACUCUGGAGGUUUUGGGAUUUUUGCAUUUAGUUUGCAAGAUGUUUGGCUGUCUUUUCAAGGUGUCCACAAGAUGUCACUAUAAAAUCACGAUUGUUAACUUUUAUUUUUAAAGCUUAAAGCAGUGCAAGAACAACUGCAGGCGUUAAGUGAUGGACCUUCUACCAAAAUCAAGAAGAAGUCCAGGAAGGAGAAGGAGAAGAAGAAGAAAAAGUCCAAGAACAAGAAAAAACGAUUAAAAAAGAAAUCACGCCAGAAUUUAAAAAAGAAAAAGCUUGAACAGAAAGAAAUGAAGAAGAAACUCUUAAAGUAAAUGUGUUUUUUAAAUCUAUAUAAAGUAGAUUUCUGUGUUUGUUUAUUUAUUUUUGCAGUUUGCUCCUUUUUUAUUAUUAAUGUUGUAUGUUGUUUCUUUAUGGAAAUGCUUUAUGGAGGAAGCACUUUGGCUAGUGGUGUUAUUGUGUUUGAAUUUUAACAUUUUGGAUUUCAGUCGUCUGAGAUCGUUUGAGUUAUUAUUUAAAAAUCCAGACUUUGUUAAAUAGGGCAAACAAUGUCCAGAUUUUGCCAUCUGAAUGGCCCUGUACUGCACCAAAUAGUUUUCUCCACUACGUACAGUGCUAUUCGAACUCUAGCAAAUAGACCCCUGCAGGUGCCAUCAUCUUAUAGAUACUAACAUUGCAGCGGGUUCUCACAGUAUCUGGAAGUGCCAAACUUAUUUUCAAGAGUUUAUUAUGAAACUGGAGGCAGUUCACGUGGUUCUUUACUGAAGGGAGUAUUCACUUUGAAUUCCUGACAAUUAUCAAAUAACCCUAUCAGUAUUACACAAUAUUAACUUCUAUUAACUAACAUUAACAUACAAACAAACAAUAAACAUCUUGCUAUUAACUCACAAUGCUGAAAUAAGAUUUCACGCAAUUUGUUUUUGUUUUAGUGACUCCAAGGAAAAGAAAGUGCCUCUUUCCGACGAAGAGCAUGUUAAACCCAUGAGCUAUGAUGAAAAAAGACAGUUGAGUCUGGAUAUCAAUAAAUUGCCUGGAGAGAAGCUUAGCCGUAUUGUUCAUAUCAUACAGUCCAGAGAACCAUCACUUAAAGACUCUAAUCCACAUGAAAUGGAAAUAGAUUUUGAGACCUUGAAACCAUCAACCCUAAGGCAUCUGGAAAGAUAUGUGAUGCUUUGUCUGCGGAAGAGACCAAGGAAGAAUAGUGGUAGGUAUAUGUUUCCUUACACACAUUCUAAUUCAAUACCCUUCUCUGCAAGCCGUUCAUUAUAAGAUUGUGAUUUAUUUGCAGUGGAUAAAUCUGUCAAAUCUAAAGAGGAGCAGGCUAAGGAAAAGAAGAUCGAGCUGGAGAAACGUCUUCAAGAUGUCAGCGGACAACUAACCUCUGCAAAGAAAUUUAAAACCAUGGGUAGCUAUCCAUCUGUUUUGCUAUAUAUGCAUGGCAUGUAAUAUUUUACAUUUUGUUUAAGGCUUUCAGGGCAAUAACAUUUUUACAGUGCAUGUAGAUAACCUAUGUUUAUAUUGGCCAUAAACUUGAAUACACAGGGUUUCAAUGUGUUUAACAUGUAAGACGACAAAUGGAACAAGCAGUAGGAGAGAUUAUGGAAAAGGACGGAUGCUUGCUCUGCCAAAUGUGCAAAUGCUUUUAGUUUAUACUAGUUUGUGUUAAAAAAAAUAUAUAUAUACCGGGUAUACAUUUUUUUUUUUUAAUAACAGUGUGUUUUUUUUCCACUUGUGAGUUAUUUGUUUUUGGUUUUGCAUAUUGCCAUCACUUUAAAAGUGAGAAAAAUAGGGACCCAUUUUUUUAUAGUUUUAUUUUCGGAGUUCAAUUUAAGGUAUAAUAUGACACGGUAUGUCUGCAAGAGGCUCAAAAGAGAUCCUCCUUUCACUGGAAAAAAUUCCUGCAAACACCAUAUCCCUCGUGAAAAUAAGUGAGCCUACAUAGGAUUCAUAUUUAUGUUUCUUUAGUCCAAGUUAAACAUGAACUAGUUAUUCAUGUUAUAGGUUCAAAGGAAGUUAGAAACUGGACUUGCGUGUUUCAUACCCAACAGUUCUUCCUAUUUUGUUUUUUGUUGUUUUUUUGAAGAAUGUUAGAGGAAGAGAAUUUAUUCCUAUUAGUGAUCCAGUGUUAGCUUGAACUCCUCUAAAAUGUUCAAAUCCCUUGUCCAUUCCCCACAGUUCCUUUUUUAGUGAUUGAACCUCAAAAUGUAUGUAUGCUAGAAUGGAAAGUUCAUGCCAUACCUAGUAAUGUUAGAUUUUACAGACCUGUUUCCAUGUUUUUCAGAAGAAGUAACGUCCACCCCACUUUCAGUUGGAGGAACCUGCAGACUAAGCGAGAGUAGCAGUACUUCUUCCUCAAGUUCUGCUGACAGCAGUGGCAGUAACUCCAGCUCAUCGGAUAGCAGUGACUCUGAAUCAGGUUAGCUGAAAACCUGGCAUAAUUUCAUUUGGCAUUACCAGUAUCUUAGUUACCAACACCAUUUUAAAUGGAUACCUAUUUUAAUAAAACAAACAAAAUAUUGUAACUUUCUGGUUGUGUCAUUAUCAGAAAAUAAUAUGCAAGCCUGCUCAUGCCACGUCUAAACGUUUUAUAAGAGAUGUAGAAAAUCGCAACAUGUAUGUGGUAAACCAAUGCUUAUUUCAAAGUUCCUAUUUUAAUCUAGAAAUCAUUUGCAGUAAAUAAAAUUAGAACAUCUGUUUAUUUCGAUGCCUGACGUAGACCUGUUCUAAGAUGCUUCUCGGGGUCUUUCUUUAACCCUGGCCCAGCAAGCUUCUUCAGUUACCACCACCGGUGGUUUAGAGAGCACACCUGUUAUUCAUCAGUUCUGCUAGUGGCAAAAGUAGACUUCAGUUUAAUAUUUUUGUAUAUACUUUUCAAAUGAUAUGUUAGAAAAACUUUUCAAAUAAUUUAUCUACAAAAAUCCCCAUAGAAUUAAUGACUUUUUUAGAUAAAUCAUUUGAAAAGUUAUUCUAACAGAUUGUGAUCAUUUGAAAAGCUUACCCAAAAAUAUUAAAUUGAGUCCUGCGUUUGAUGUGGGACAUUCUUGUAUCCACAGGCUUGCUAUGUUAUCCGCAUUCCAGCCAUUCUUGGGGCCAAACAAUUAAAAUGCUAGGGGUAUGCAAAAUGAUCUACUAAAUCUUUAUUUAUUAAUUGAAACUUGGAGAGUGUCAGCAAAAUAGGUUAUCACUUACUAGUAGAUGGCUAUUUAUAUUCUGUGCAUAUAUAGAGAGCAAAUACUAAAGCCCACUUAUUAUAGACAUACAUUCUCACAAAACUACAAACCUUAUUAUCCUGAGUUAAAUGUCUGAAAUAAAUCCUUAUCGGUCUGUUGUUGUUGUUUCAGUCUACAAGAAAUAUUACCUUUAUUUGACUUAGCAGUAUAGUUUUCAAAAGUUAUAGAGUGUUUCUAGCAAAUAUUUUUCUUAGAUUAUACCUACAUUAAUUUCUAUAAGAUAUGGCAUUUUGUGAAAACGUUUAACAUUACAACAAAUAAGUUGUAAUAGGCAUUAUUUAUUAGGUAGUUAAGCAUUAUUUAAAUCUUCUUUUGUUUAUAUGUUCCCAUGAUUAACAUUUAAGAAAAGUGUUUAAAUGCAUUAAAAAAAAAAAAAAGUCGUGACUCGUAUGUUAUUGGUCUCAUUCAAAAUCAUCUGUACAGUUGCAUCUAAAUGACUAAUAAAACAUAUCAUGAAGCAAAAUAUUAAAUAUAGUGUCAUUCCUUUAAUUCCUUUUUUAUCCAUGUUUUUAUUUAUUUUUUGUUCUUUCAACUUUAGACUCUUAAAUAUAGUCUGCAUUAAGCAACUCUCUUGGAUUUUUUUUCUAUGGCAGCCAUUGUUUCCCAAUACCACAAUGAUGGUUAAUAAUAAGGUAGCAAUAUAAAUGUAUUUAUUCACAAACUGCUUUUUACCCUGUUUAAGUCAUCUCUAAUGUCACCUUCACAACUUUUCAUCCAUCCAUACUGUAUCACUGUUCCAUAGUGUGUGUGUAUGUGUAUAUAUAUAUAUAUUAUUUUUGGCAAAAAGAUAACAUUCAGGGAUAUAUUUUUUAAUUAGUAGGGUAAGAGCUUCUUGAUCCUAGGAGAUAUCUUACAUUCUAGGGUCAAGAAGGAUUUUUUCCCUAGUUUGUUGCAAAAUUGGAAGCACUUCAAACUGGGUUUUUGCCUUCUUUUUGAUCAACAGUAAAAACAGAUGUGGGAAAGGCUGAACUUGAUGGAUACGUGUCUCUUUUCAAGUAGAUUAAUAAGCAGUAAGGUUUCUCCAAGUGCCACAGUAAAUAUCACUUAGUCUGACCUAAACAUUAAAUACUGUAUACACAAUACAAGCAGUUUAGAGGGAACGUUGAAGGUUAUCCCCCAAUAGGCAAAUUAAAUUCACAGCAAUUUGCUGUCCGUGAAAAACACACACACUCCAAAUUCUGUGCUAUUUAUAGGAGCACAUACACUUAGCAAAUUUUCAUUUGCCCCAGCAUUUUGUCACACAGAGGCAGAUUUGGGCAUUUCAAUUUUCCUGUUUUGUGUUAAACAACAAAAGUGUCAAAAGAAAUUAGUAAAUAAAAUCCAGUGUAGCAGUCUGCAGAAACCCUGAAUAAUUAGGAUUCCCUUGAGCACUGGUUUUCUCUUCAUCCUACUCCUUCCUAUACAUUUGAUUUCUUACACUAUGUGGGAUGAGGGAAUGCAGCAAAUGCAGGGUCACACAGACCUGGCAAGGGGGUAAGAACAAGUGUCCCGCUGACCACCAUCAGCAAGAGUUGUGGGGUGCAGUCUUACAACUCUUGCUGAUUAAAAGUAGGAGGAGGGUUUUUUAGGGAUGCUACAUAAGUGAGGCACAAAUUGUGCAGGGUCUGUACUAACCCAGCACGGUGUAAGUUUGUGCUUGUUCUGGUGGCCAGCAAUCUCAGGGCUAUCCAGGACUGUGCUGGUGUCCCCGGAGAUAUAUCCAGAUAGAGUUAAGUGUUUCAUACCAACCAGUCUGUCAGACAAGAUUAAUAUUUAAAGUGGAGAUUUUUGCAGUUGGCAGAUGUGGGAGAUCAAAAAGUGCUCAUGACCAACUUCACAAAAACAGUCUGUGUGUCUUAGACAUGUACAGAUCUCCACCAAACUAUGCAGGUUGUACAAAUGGAAGUCCAGGGAUAUGUGUCACACACCUUACAACUCCAGCAGUCUCCUCCUGUCAAAGGCAUGUAUUCCAUGUGAGUAGGAUGAUCCUUACUGAGAUCUCAGAGUUUUAUUCACAGUAGUACUUGCUCUCCAGUUCAAAAGUUAUCAGCCCUCAAAUGGGCAAAGUAGUUAUCAACCCUAUCACUGGCAGAUCAAUGCCCCUCUCAUCUACCUGCCUCGGUUGUGGUCCAGAGAAUCCCGUUGUGUUUUACCCAUGAUGCAGGUGGAUGCAAAUAUCUUGUGUUAAAGCUUCAGAUAUUUAUUUUUUUUCUUAGAUUUUGAUGGUAUUGGGAGUGAAGAGUUAAGCUAUCUUGUUGGAGAGGGUGUUUGCCACUUUGGGACUGGGGAUUACAUCCCCUAACAAUGCUACUGUUAGUGUAAAAUUCCAUGUUAGUGCAGUGAUUAACUGGACAUACUUCAAAUUAGUGAAAAGAACAAAUGGGUACAUGUAAUUCCAUCCCACGACAAAUGGGAUAGUAAGAGGUAGCCCAAAACUCCCUUCAGCUCAUUAGGAAUUUCAUAGAAACCAUCCAGUUUGUCACUUAACUGUCUUGUCUACGGUACAUUUAAAAGUCCACAUAUUUGUUCCAAGGAUUCUGGCGUUAUUUUUUAAAAAUUUUUAAUAAGUUGAGAUCAUGCAAGAUGAGCGAACAGUAAGAAACUAUGCAAACAUUCAUGUUUACCUAUAUGUAACAAACCUGUGGAUGUUGCUGAUCAUAUUACCCUACAGCACCCCAAACGUGAAUACAUUAACAUAAUGCACCUUAUAUGUUUUACAAGAAUUAAGGUGGUCCAUGACUCGUUCCUGAUUUUUGACUCCCUUUAGCAUAUAGAACAGAAAUUUAUUUUCAACAAUAUAACAGUUAUUUUUAACAAGGCUGUUUACCACUUGUAAAUCUGUUAUAGUCAUUAUUCCCAUAUGCGGGACACUGUCUUUAAUCUUUCAUUUCAAUUAUAUCAAUUUUCUUUUAUAUUUUUAUAUAAUUGUAGAGACUGCAGACUCCAUAACAGUUCUUCAAUUAAUUUCCUGAGUUAACCUAUACCAUAUCUGUUGUAAUCAUAUUUCGGCUAUUUACUACCUUUUUAUGAGAUUCUUUUCUUGAAAAUAAUAUCCAAUACCUGCAAAAUAUGUUCAGAAAACAAAAGUAACCGUUUCACAUAUUCAUCUGGGUUUCAAUAGCCAUCGGAUAAUGCAUUUUUCAGCAUAAGCAAUCCCUUGUAUAUUUGUCUUUUUUGGUUUAAUCUGCAUAGCAAAUCAUAUAUUAUAUAAUCUGUCUUUGUGCCAUAUGGUCAUUAUCCAAAUAGUUGCUUCUAACCAUCUAACUCUGCCUUGAGUCCAGAAAGUAGGGGCCAUGUAUUCUGAUGAACUCAUCCCAAUAAUGAUUUUUGGAAAGGAUUUUGCUACUAAAUGGUACUUGUCCUUUUAGCGUGCAUGCUGAUUUUGCUUUAAAAAGCAUUGCCUGCCCCUUAUACCAGCACUAAAGAGAAACGUACUUGUGCUGCCCUGCUAUUGAAUAAUAUAGCUAUUUUUCAGAGAUGUAACGUGCCAGGUAUUGUGCGAGACACGAAAUAGUCACACAAACUUCGAAAAUAUAGCUCAACAAGAUUUUAUGAAAACGUCAAAUUAAAACUAGGGUAUUCAGAGAAAUUGAACCCCAUAAAAAUAGUUAUAAAAAUACUAAACUACCUUACAGAUACAACUGGCAGUUUGAGUGGAAAAACAAAAUGUAACAAAGCCAGUCCUCCUGCCAUGUGUCGUAAAAAGUAUCUUCAAGACAGUUAAGUGCAUUAUUCAGUGCAGUAAAGGUGGGAAACUGGUGUAAUAAGUAUCUGAUGAGUUAUGAUUGUGUUAAAUAAGUAUUGUGUGACAUAUUGUCUGAGACAUUUGGAGGUGAUUACAUUCUAGCCUGUGCAUUCAACUGCUGUAAAAACAAGGAUCCUAGGAUUUCAUGCACUCUCAACAUGGGAUGAUAAUACAUAAAUAGCGACUGAUAAAAUAAAUACCACAAAGCCUCACAUCUUAAAAGAAACUGAAACAUGACUGGCUGCUAAAUCCCUCUUCUCUCAUUACUUUCUUGCUCUUUUUCUGUUUCUGUCUCCCCCCAGUUUGCUAUUGUGUUUGUUUUCAUUGUAGGCUAGACUCUGCGCAUACAUAAGCAGGAUUUGGACUGUUCAUUGUCUUUAUAAACCAAUGGCAUUAUGAAAGUGGUAGCAAGUUUGGAAAAACUCCAGAAAAUCCCCACUGAUUAAGAUAAAUUCUCAAUAUCUGAGUGUUUUAAGAAAAAUGUUUUAAAAAAAAAUGUUAUGUCAGUGCACCAGUUAGAAUAGGAAUGAGCAGAUACAAAUCCAAGCUCUUCGGCACAAUGCUGACUGGUUCAGUGUGUCGGAAACAUCUCUAAACUGACUGCAUCAAGCUACACAUUAUUAAAGCUUUUGAUGUGAGUAAAAAAAAAACUGGUUGAAGUAAUUCCCCACGUUUACUACUGUACAGUUUCUGAAUCUCAUAAGGCACAUUUGUGGAAAAAGAAAACCAAGUAAAUAAAAGUAAAAGUUCCCUAGAUAGAGGUUUAAACUCAGCACUGAUAUACAAUUACAUUUGUUAAAACAGAAGAUCAUGGCAAAUGGAACCUGUAGAAAUUUUGCAUGUUACUAUGAAAAUGUAUUUUUUGACACGUGAGCCUCCAUGAUGCUAACAAACUGGUGUCUGACCUGAGUGACAUCUGUCACGUCGUUUCUAUACUCUUAUCAACAAGCUCUUGGCGUGUUUGCCCAGGGUAACAGUAGUGUGAUAGGAAAAAAACAACUGUAGGAAGGUUCUCCUGCUCUACUCUGUCAAUCAAUUGUGGACAAAAACCUCUAUGGUAAAGACUGAUUGACAGGUGUAGGGAGCAUCUAUUCAAUCAGAUUUAGCAUAACAUCUAUGCAUUUGUCAACUAUUGCCUUGUGCAAUGUAUUUAAUAAGUGUUAGCAUUAAGUUGGGAUUGCCAUCUGACAGUUAACUAAAAUAAAUUAAUUUGACUAGUACGCUAAUAUAUCUAGUUCGUUUUUACAUAAAUAUAAAUUUUAUGAAAUGCUGAAAACUGUGAAAAAACAAACAGGCAGGCAUUUAUUUUUUUAUUUUAUUUUUCUCUUAUUGAAGUGAGCCUUUAUACAAAAAGCUUAGAAACCACUGUCCAAUAGUAUACUUUAAAAUCAGAAAAUACUCAAUCCUUCUUAUAUAUCCUUCAUAAAAUAAAUAUAUGAUUUUUUUUUAAAUAAUUUUUUUUUGGGUGAUCAGUCCUCAUUGGUCAUUUUUACAGGUUAAAAUGUUAUUAAAACUAUAUAUUUAUUUAAUCUAAAAAUGUUUCUUUACAGUACAUGAUCUGAAUGUGUUAUAAUGGGGUUUACUGCACCAAUAAUGUCAUUCCUUCAUAUCCCUCCAUUUGGUAAAUAGAUGUAUAUUAAUGUCAGAGAUGUAUUUAGAAUAUUACCUCAUCACAAAACAAUUCUCCCACAAUCAUCCAGUCGCCAUGUUCCUGCCUCUCUCCCAAUACCCCUCCAGCCUCCAUGCACACUUCUCAUCAAUUCUCUCAUUACAUACCCCCAUUACAAAAUAACAUUCCUUUAUAGACCACCGUCCCCAGCCAACUUUCUAAUUCCCCCCUUUCUUCCUAUUUCCCCAGGCAAUGUCUAAAAAACAUUUUUUUUCCUUGUUUGAAACUCCAGAUAUAUAGAAUGACAUAUAAUUUUGCAUCUAUAUUAAAUCAGAAACAUUUUAUAUUACAAGUGUACAUUUUUUUCCUUAUAUUUACAGAAAAACACGCCAAGAAAUGUUCACCUGCACAACAAGGAAAGGUAUAUGAAUCCCCUCUUCUUGCCAGUAAUCACCUCAAGUUUAUUAUGCAAAUGAAUUGUAACAUCUACAAUGGAAGUAUUUACCUAAUGUUUUCCUCAGUGCCCCAUUAUUCGUAUAGCUUGCCCAUUGGGCUUUGAAUCAAACAGUACUGAAAUCAGUAAGUCACAAACUUGUUUACUAGUAUAUUCUUCAAACCCCUUUCAGCCGUUCAAGUUUAAGUAUGCAGAAAGUUCUUUCUUAGAGUACGGAAUAACCCUACUUGACUAAUGAAGAUAUAGGUUAUAUGAUAAAUAAAAUCAUGGUUGACCAAUACAGAUCAAUCAUGCAGACCCUAGUGGGCAACCUUUUGGUAGCACUACCCCAAAAGUAAAACUUUAAAGUACCUUAGGGUGCCUGCCUUACUUUUUAAAAAUAACAUUUAUGUAUGUUGAGGUACUCAACUUGUGUUGCGUAUAGAUGCGGGAGAUGCUUUGUUAGGCUGUACAAGUGUAUAUUUGUCUGGGCUAAAUGUAUUGUGAGUGUAAUGUCUGUGUUCCUAUGUAAAUGUAUACGGGCAGUGUGUACUGUUGUCUGUGCAUUGUAGUUUGUGUGUGUGAAAUGGUUGGCAUGUAGGGUUUUAAUGUUGGCUGCAUUUUUGUGCAGUGUUUGGCGGGAGCGGUUUGUGAAAUUUUGUGGGGUUGUUUGUGGUGUGUAUGUGUGUAGGCAACCUGUUGUUUUAUGUAUAUGCAUAUGCCCUGUUUCUGGUCAUUUGGUGUGUGUCUUUCUGUGGCAUUAUGCAUGUGUAUGUGGACUGUUCAUGAUAUUUGUGUUUAUGUGUAUGUGGGCAGCCUGGUGUGUGAGGUGUAUUCUUUGUAUUUGUGCUGUCUCUGAUAAGUUUGUGAGUUGUGUGUAAUAUUUUUGUGUGUAGUAGGGACUGUACGUGGUAAUGCCUAUGUAUGUAGGCUUCCUGAUUUUGUUAUGUAUGUGUGAAGACUGUGGUUGUGUGUGCAUGCUUUCUGUGAUGUUAAGUGUAUGUGGAUUGCUUGUAAUAUUUUUCUGUGUGGUGCAGAUUGUCUUUAGCAUUGUGUGUAUAUAAUCUGUCUGUUGUGUUAUGUAUGUGUGUGGGCAUGGCUGUCUGUGUGUAUGUCGGUUGCUUAUAGUAUUUGUGUGUGUAUGUAUGUAGACUGUGAUGUUAAAUGUGUGCAUGUGGGUUGCUUGUGGUAUUUGGGUGUGCAGUAGGGGCAGUCUGUGGUGCUUUGUGUGUGUGUGGUGGGGGCUAUCUAUGCUGUUUAUGUAUCUGUGGGCUGCCUGUGGUGUUGUGAGAGGCAUGGUUUUGUAGGGUUGUGUAUUUGUGGGCUGUAGUGUUGUGUGGUGUGUGUGGCUCUUUACAUAAAUACAUUUGUUGUAAACUUGGUUUUUGUCACCUUCUUCUAGGCCAGAGAAGUGGACAUGGAUCCGGUGGUGGAACUUUCAGUCAGCACCUUCCGUGGGUGCAGAGCUCUUCUGCCUCUCACUCCGGCGAGUUGCCAGUGAGUUGGAGCAUUGCAAUGUUGACCCUUGGAAAUGCUCCGAAUCACUGAGAGUUUCCUGUGGUAUCUGCUAGGGGUACAGACCAUUAGUUCCUGUGCACUGGGACACUGUUGGCCAACUGAGGAGAUACUCUGAUUUCCCCACUAGCCCAUUUGGGUUGGAAGUCUCACAUGCCAUAGGUUGCCCACCCCAGCCCUAGCUUAGUAUGGAAUGGUCUACGUAACUUUGCAUUAGAAGGACAAUAGAGCUGUCAGUGAAUGACAAUGGUUAGACUAUUGUAACUACUGUUGAUGAUCUUGAAAUGAUUAAGGUUCUUUUAACAACUCACAUGUAUUUGUUUUUUCUUCCAUUUUUUCACGAAUAGUUAUCAACCAUAUCCGUUUCUGCAAAGUCAUAUUUUGAGCAAUCAAUUCAACUCAAAAUGUCACCACCAAAAAAACUACUGGGAUCAGCUUUACGUAACUCAGAGAAUCAAAUCAUGUUAUCUCCACUAGGUAAGGUUUAUGAUAUCCAAUAUUCUAAUAUACUUGUGUGUUUAAAUAUAUAUUUUAUUUAUAGCUAUAGAUACUUACAGCUCAGUUUGCCUUUAUUGACCAGCAAACAAUCCCAACAUUGACAUUGCUGCUGUGUCUCCGCUGGCCAUGUGGGCAGGAGAUGGUAGGUUUUACUUUCCUAAACCUGUCCCUCGUGUUGUUGCAAUUCUCUUCCGUCCCCUCCUCUGCAGCUCCUUUUGCUUCAGCUGCCCAGAGCAGACAUCAGUGUUGUAGUCUCGUGAGAGAGAUUUAUUUCCCUACAGCCAUAACUGGUGACGGCAGGGGUGGGGGGGGGGAGGCAAUUUAGACAAAAGUUAAUUCUUCCUUUUCUCAAGUGUAGUGAAAAUACUUAAACAAAGUAGUCCAUACUUUGGCUCCGUAUAUUUUUUGCCUGGGUUGCAAUUUCUGUGGAAUUCCAAAACAGUCAAUCUGAGUAUUUGAUAAAUAUUCUAUCCUUAUGAAAUACUCCUAUGCAGGGGUGGGGUGACAGAGCCACUUUAAGUAAUGUGGAAUGGUAUGUCAGAUUCUGUUAGAGAAAUGUUAUCAAUAUGCUGUAGUAGUCAAAUGGCUGGUAUGACGUGGUAUGCAUCUUCUCUAAUAUGCUUAGUUUGGUAUUCUACAGUUAUUAUGGAAUACCCCUUGUAAGAUUGUCGAAUUGGAAGAAAAAAAGAUGUCUGUUUUGGUUGCCAUGUUUGUAGUUUAGUUUUUUCCAACGACAUAGAAGUAUGGAAAACUAAAUAUAGUUUUAUAUCUUUAUGUUGGAUAACUGCUCCAUAUCUGGACAUCAUUGAAAACAUGAUACUAUACCAUUUCUUGCAUGAUUGUUAUGCUUCCAACCCCUUCACAGAGUGAAAAUCAAGAAAUAAAACAGAGCACGCAUAUUUAGCAAAUGUGAAAAAAAAAAAAAAAGAAAACCAAUUAAAAAGAAACGGUGAAAAAAAAGUACCAAGAAUCAAUCCGUAAAAUUAAAUGUAUCCUUAAUUUUAUUAAAAUUAUUCAAAGUCAAAUACAUCUUUAUCUCGGUCCACAAAAUCUCAGUAAACACCAGGUAUAAAUAAUUUGAUAUGACCAAGUGUAAAGAAUUAUAAAUUAUUAAAGGACCACUCUAGGCACCCAGACCACUUCAGCUUAAUGAAGUGGUCUGGGUGCCCGGUCCUUCUAGGGUUAACCCAUUUUUUUAAUAAACUUAGCAGUUUCAGAGAAACUGCUAUGUUUAUCAAUGGGUUAAGCCUUCCUCCAAAUCCUCUAGUGGCUGUCUCAUUGACAGCCGCUAGAGGCGCUUGCGUGCUUCUCACUGUGAAAAUCACAGUGAGAGCACGCAAGUGUCCAUAGGAAAGCAUUAUGAAUGCUUUCCUAUGCGACCGGCUGAAUGCGCACACAUUCAGACGACGGGGCGGAUCGGAGGUGGAGAGGAGGCAGAGAGCUCCCCGCCCAGCGCUGGAAAAAGGUAAGUUUUUACCCCUUUCCACCUUCCAGGAAAAAGAGUAUGUUUUCCUGGCACUAUAGUGGUCCUUUAACUAGAUGGCAUAGGGUUACUGUAACAUUGUAAUAUAUAUCUUCAUUGAAAUAUCAGAAGAGUGUUUGCAAGAAGAGGGUGUUGCAACUUUCGAAGGGUUGUUCCAACCAAAAACAGUUUUAAUAAAACACUGUUUUAGUUUUAAUACAUUGCUCAUCCAUUGCCAGCAUGCUACGUGUGCUGACAACGGAUUAUAAUUUUUUUUACGCACAAAACAUUAGUAACUUGAAACUUUUCCGUGCUGCUAAUGCCACUGUCUCUGAGGUGUACUUAAUUAAAAGCUGUACAUGGAGAUUCCAAGCACCAUGACCAUUCCAAAUUACUGAGAGUGUCAUGGUGCUUAGAGUAACCCUUUCACAUAAGAUGAUAUACCAUCUUACUUUAUAUCAUUUUUAUUCUACACAUGAGUGAACUAUAAAGGGAAUGUACAUACACUUGAUUGUUUCAUUAUUGUUUAUAGGCUUUAACCAGGUAGUAUCUCCGAUCCAGUCACCUUCAUGUAACCUGCCUCCACUUGAUAAACCACAAGUAACAGAGCCUUGUUCAAUUGCAGCAGAUGAGACAGAGAAGGCUGAGGUGAGCCAAGUUAUAGCACCAGUUGAUCAAAAGAAUGCUUCACUGUCGCAUAUAAUAAAGCUUAUACACACUCACAUUUUUAGUAUAGAAAAAACAAAAUAUUUUUCAUAAUCAAGUGUCUUUAAAUGUCAGUCUGUCGUUUAAUUUAACCAAAUUAUUGCCAACCUUUAACCCACAAAAUUAAUACGAGAAACCAUAUUUUGUGGUUUAAUGUGUCAAAUUUGUUCUAACAGUACAAUGUGUAGAGUCCUUUUGUAAUGCAACACUCAGUAAAUAACAUGUUAUUUAUCUCAAUAUUGCAGACCCUUGGUUUUUAAGGGUCAUACUCAGUGAUCCAGCCCAGGUUAGACCUCACCCCUCCUUCCCUGCCUGCAGUCACUCUACCUCCCUUCAUUAAGCCAGUUUUUUAUUUUUUUAUUUUUUUUUUAAAUCCUUCCCUCUCUGCCUCCCCACUGCUUCUGUCUUCCUCUCGCCAGAUCAGAUUGGUUACAUGCUCUUUGAGUUGGCAAAGAGGUGCAAUCUCAGGCUUCUCUAUGAGAAGCCUGUGAUUGGAUCCUUAUGAGGGAUAUGUGGCUUCAGAUGAAGGCAGGAGGUCAGUGCCCCCCCCAAAAGACUUUAACAAAAAUCUUUUAAGAUGGGGGGGCCUAGCUAGAUGUGUCCAAUAGAGCAUUAUGAGGUCAAAACACAUCAUAAAUGCUAAGGGUUGGAGGAACCCUGUAACUCUGAGAAACUGCACUAAUCUUCUUCCUUUUUCUGUGCAUGUUUUCUGAAAUCUGUUGUGGAUUAAAGCUACCUACUGUGUGGAUACACAAUUUUUGUUUCAUUGUAUAUUGUUUCAGAAUAAGUGUUUAAAUUAAACUGUUGCAUCCAUUUCUGCAGCUAUAUCUGCAGAUUUUGCCUCUACACCUGAUGGCAUAAAGAUAAUGGUUAAGACCAAAAUAUGUAAAUAAAAUUGAUGAUAUUUAACUCUUUAAAGUGAUGCCAUGCUUACAAUAUUUUCAAGACCACCUUCUAAUACACAGAAUUGAGAAAUUGUGUGCCAUUAUGCACCUAUUUUUUCUUUUUUUGCACUCUAGAACAUUAAGCUAAAAAAUUCCAUCUCUUGGGCAAAUUAUUCCAAAUCUCUAACUACCACUCCUGUGACUAUAAAAUCAUCAAGCAGUUGUUUCCAGCAGUUCCGGAAGGCGGCCUUAGAAAAAGAGGAGAAAGAACGAGCCUCGAAGGUCCAGGAACUGAAGAUAUUUCAAGACAGUCAACAUGAGACAAAGGACAAAUCAAGGUUUGUUGUUAUGACAUAUUGCUCUAAAGUAGGUUUAUCUUCCUUAAAUUUCACUAGUUUUUAUUUCUAUGUAUUUUGGAUUAUGUUAACAGGACACUCCACUACAGCUUAAAGUAGUGGUUCUGGGGGAAAAGAGUCUGUUCCUGCAGUCUUUUCAGUGUAAACACUUCCCUUUCUGAGGAAAGGAAGUGUUCACUUUGCAUCCUAUGGCCACCUCAGGUAGCCACUAGAGGGGUUUCAUGGUUUCAUUUAGUGUCUUCAUGCCUGCUACAUAGAGAUGCAUUAAGAAAAUAUAUUUCUAUGAGGAGAUAAACAGCUAUUGCCACGCAUGUACAUAAGCCCUCCAAAUGCUUGCCUUGAACAAUCUUUGGAUUGGCUACUGAUGAUAACAGCCAGGAAAGUAGCGAUGGCUAUGGCAAGACCAACACAGAGAAGAAUAUAAGGUAAGAUAAGCAUUUUCUUUUUCUAUUUCAGGAGGCGCGGUUGCAUCUAAAUAGUUGUAAAGCAUUCAAACAUUAGGAAUACAUUUGUAUUUCUAAUGUUGAAGUGUUCCUUCAAGGGGCAUUCCAGGAUGUAAUGGUCAAUAAUGUUUUUCAGAAGCUGCCUAAGAUAUAGGCAAAAAAAAAUAAUAUUGCACCUUUUAUGAAUCCUGAGACUUCAUAGCUUCUGAUGUGAGUGCUGACCAGAUCAGGAAGUGACUCAGCAUAUCAUGAACCCACAGGUGUCUGUGUGUGUUAUUGUUCAGGUGUCCGUUUCCCACUGUCAUGUAUCAUGUGAUGCUAUGUAUUGAAUGCCUGAACAUUCCAGUUUAAGGUCAAAAUAAAUCAAUGCUCAGUGGGGCCUGACUGCCAUGCUGAUCAGUGGCAUCUUCUGAGAGUUCUGAGAGAAAAGCUGAUAUUAAUGCCUUUUUUGGACCUAUUGUUGCAUCUAUUGAUUUUUAUUUUAUUUUAAUAUCUUUAUUUUUGCCAUGACUUGAAAUUGCGGUACAUUUUUAUUUAUUUAUAAAAUAUUUUACCAGGAUGGAUACAUUGAGAUUUCUUUUGUUUUCAAGUAUGUGGUAUAAAGGCUUGUGCAAAAGCCAAACUUGUUUCAUAUACCUGCAUUUCAGUGAUACAGAAAAGAAAAGUGUUCAUGUUAUGAUCUGCUUGUUGGUAUACAAUUUUAUUUUAUUUUAUUUUUUUACUUGCCAAACAAGCUGAAAAUCAAAAUUAAAUGAAAAGUAACCGUUUAGAAUAACAUAACAUAAUAUCACUGCGCCACCGCUAUGUCUUUUAAGUGGUGUGAGUUGGAAACCUUCUUUUGAGUCCUUCUUUGCAGUUGCCACCUCAACUGGAGGCGGUGAGCUGAUCCCUAGAUAUCACUAGUAAGCGGUGGUUCAGCGCUAGUGAAGCAUCAAAACAAUAUAAACCUGAGAAGUUUAUGAUACUUCCUACGACACCAGUGAGAGAGGGUCUGCCCCCUGCCGCUUCCUCUGUGGUCCCCAACCCCUCUGAGGGGCACUAUGCUUCAUAUUGCUCCCACAGGUCCCAUACCUUUUGGAAUGUGAUGGUGGUGUUUCUGACCUGUGCUGUUAGCCUAUCCAUAAGGUGAUUGUCUCUUAGUUUGGUGACCACUAAAGCGACUGAGGGUAGGUCGGGGUUUGCCCAAUGUUGUGCUAGCGCUCUAUGUGCUGCUAGAUAGAUUAUGUUGAGCAGCUUCUGCUUGUGUCUGUGGAGACCAUCGGUUGGUUUGCAUAAUAGGCACGCCCAUGGGUCUAGGUUCAGUCGCCUUUGGAAGAUAUUUGAGCUCAGGUUGACCGCCUCGGUCACCCUAGGGCAUUACCACCACAUGUGGAUAUAGCUCCCCUUUUGUCCACAUAAGCGCCACCAUAAAUCAGUAGGACUCCGUUUCAUGUGACACUUUUUAACGGGGUAGUGUACCAUCUACAUAGUGUUUUAUAUGAUUGCUCCUGUAACGUAACACAUAUGGAGGAUUUGGCGCGUGCCUCCCACAUGUCCUGCCAAUUGAUCCCCCUUCAACUCCUCUCCCAGUUUGGCUUCCCAUAAAUCUGUAUAAUGUAGCUGUUCCUCCUCCCCCAAUUUCGAGCAAAGAUGCUGGUAUAAGAGUGUGAUUAACUUGGUUUGGGAGAUUUCUUCGAAACAUAACUUUUCAAUGAAGGUAAUUUGGUAUCUUCGCAGCUGCGCGUACCUCUUUGGUGCGAGUAAAGUCCCUAAGCUGUAUGUAGCGGAAGUAAAGCGUUUUUUUUUUUGUAGGUGUUUGUAUGCGACUGUUAUUGGCAAUGUAGAGAUGUAUAAAUCGUUGUUGUCCCGUAUGUUCAAGUCCUUUAAAGUCUUUUGCUCUCAUUCCCGGUGGGAAUUGUCUGUUCCUGAGUACAGGGGUCAUUGGCGAGAGGGCACCCCCUAAGGUGUAUUUUAGUGCUAAAGAAAAAAAAAAGUUACCUGCGCUCUUUCCACAUCCCUAUGUAUUUUUAAACAAAUUGAGGUUUUUAGUUACCUCCAAUGGCCAUGAGAGGGUAUGCCCACCUGCCACAUCAAGGCAGACCUCUUAGGUGGGUCCUAACUUUAACCAUUCACCUUGCUUCCUUGAGCUUCUGCAAAGAUAUCUCUAAUGAGACAGAAAGGGGUAUUUUUUAUAUAUACAGCCCUACAUGCUUAUUAACCCUUAAUAGGGAACACAUGGGAUGGGCAGCAGCAUUGUAACCUAGCUGUGUGAUACAAAAGGAAAUACAAAUACAAAGAAACAAGUCCUGCGCUCAAACUCCCAUUACUCCUGGGCGGCAGCAACGACCGUAGUACACGUCAGCCAAAAUACAUAUAGUAAAAACCAAAGAAAAAAAAGUUACCUGCGCUCUUUCCACAUCCCUAUGUAUUUUUAAACAAAUGGAGGUUUUUAGUUACCUCCAAUGGCCAUGAGAGGGUAUACCACGUCAAGGCAGACCUUUGAGCGCAAUACUUGUUUCUUUGUAUUUGUAUUUACUUUUGUAUCGCACAGCUAGGUUACAAUGCUGCUGCCCAUCCCAUGUGUUCCCCAUUAAGGGUUAAAAAGCAUAUAGGGAUGUAUUUAAAAAUCCCCUUUUUGUCUCAUUAGAGAUAUCUUUGCCAGAAGCUCAAGGAAGCAAGGUGAAUUGUUAGAGUAAGGACCCACCUAAGAGGUCUGCCCUCAUGUGGCAGGUGGGCAUACCCUUUCAUGGCCAUUGGAGGUAACUAAAAACCUCAAUUUGUUUAAAAAUACAUAGGGAUGUGGAAAGAGCGCAGGUAACUUAUUUUUCUUUGGUUUUUACUAUAUGUAUUUUGGCUGAUGUGUACUAUGGUCGUUGCUGCCGCCCAGGAGUAAUGGGAGUUUGAGCGCAGGACUUGUUUCUUUGUAUUUGUAUUUUAGUGCUGUUUGGUCCCAUAUUUGGAAGAAGUAAAGGAUGGCUGGAAAGCUCUGUUGUUUAGGGACCCAGAUGUAAAAUUGGGGGAUGUCUGCCCCUGUUAACAACAAUUCUAUUUCUACCCAUUGUCUCCUAUCUGGGGGGAGUGCCAGUGGACGAUUUGGGUCAAUUGCGCCGCUAAGUAAUACUGGUAAAGGUUUGGUAAACCGAAUCCCCCCCUAGACUUGGGACUAUAUAAUAGGCUUCGGAAAGUCUUGGGCAUUUUUUCUGCCAAAUAAAUGUGUUUAUGGCCUUUUGUAUGUUGGCUAGGUCUCCUCUGGUGACUUGUACUGGUAGGGCUUAGAAGAGAAACAACAAUCUGGGGAGGACAUUCAUUUUUAUGGUGUGCAGAUGACCUAGCCAGGGGAUGGGUUUAUCAGUCCACUUUUCUAGGUCCUCCAUGAUUAUGCGUAACAGUGGCGUGUAAUUAUGGUGAUACAGCUGGGUAAGGUCUGCUGUAAAUUUAAUCCCUAAGUACGCGAAGGCCUCUGUAGCGAUUUUUGUCGUAUGUCCAUCGUGUUUGAACCGGAGAGGUGGAAGGGUAUGGCUACUGAUUUGGUCAGGUUGACGUGGUACCCUGAGAGGUUUCCGUGUCGGUCUAGGAGCGGAGCCAGUGUCAUGGACUGCAAUGGGUUUGUCAGAGUGAGUAGUACGUCAUCGGCGUAGGCAGUUACCUUAAACUGCUGGUGUGCUAUCUUCACUCCUUGGGGUACUCUUGACUGUGAGUGACCACUUUGGGGCACAGCUUAUUAACCAGGAUAGCUACUCCUGCCUUUUUUCGUAAGGCUCUCGCCACGUGUGCGGUUCUGAAUACCUUAUCCAUUAGCCUUAUCGGUACCGACCUGGGGAGGUGUGGCUCUUGAAUAAGAGCGUUAUCAGCUUUUUUAGCCUUUAUCUCUCUUAGUAGAACUUUCUGCUUGUUGGGAGUGUUGAGCCCCUUUACGUUAAAGGAGACUAUUUUCAGUGCAUUGAUCGGUAUUAAUGAGCUGGUAGUUUGUGGUCUUAGAGGCCACUAGGGUCGGGCCUGUGUAGCUAUAUGGGAUUUGAGAAGGGGUGUGGCCAAGCUCUGUCGCCCAAUGUCUCCCACCGGUGUCGCUGUAGGAAGAAGAGUUAGUGAGCAAUAAAAUUAUAACUAUAAACAAAUAAAGUAUAUACAAAAACAAUUCUGAUGGUCUGGUAGGGUGUACAAUUGGUACCCUGUCAGGGAAGGGGGGCCAUCGCCCCAGUCCACUACGCAUCAAUGCGCAAACCUCAACGUUUCUGAUGUUUUUCUGUUAGGAUCUUGUAUUAUCUCUGACCCUCGGUUUAAGAGCUAUGUGGGGAGUCGUAGGGUCAUAUCGAUUGGGACUAUGCCCGUAACAUGUUUUAGUAGCAAAACAUGGUAGUGUCGCCAGUGCCAUGCGACUAUAAUCCCCCGACCCAUCCUGCAAUCAGGGGAAAGCGCACCGGCCGGCUAGGUCUGGAGGCCGGGAAGCGACAUGCCAGAGCAGGAGGCAGGGGCCGCAGGCACCCAGCACUCCCUUUCUUCCACCCACAGACCCACCAGAAGUGCGGCAGAGAGGUCGUGAGUUAAAGGGUUUUUUGUCGUAUUAUCUCUUCAGAUUAGCCGUCUAAGGUCCACUCUCCCGGGGGGGGCUCUCAGGCCUCAGGGAGGCUAGAGCUGGGUUGUGGCCCCCAUCUGAGUGAUUCCACAUGCUUGGGGUGUGUAUCUAGGACCUAUGCAACCUAGCGUUGCCUCCGUAUCACAUAACAGGCCUCUAGGUACUGUGGUCAUUGUGGGCCCCCCUGUGAUCUCUACCCAUCCCCUAUCUGUAUCUUAGUAGCCCUGUACACAUAUAAAUUCAUGAAAGCAAAUAUAUUAAUUAUGUACAUAAUAAUAUUAUGAAGAUGAAACUGAUGGUGCCCGGUUGAUUAUCCCCAUGGGUGUCUGGAUAUCUCAGGCCCAGAACACCUCCGCGGGGUGGAAGUAGCGGGGUGACACUUCGUGUCGCAGAAUAUCACUUAGCUGUGCCAUUCAGGUGAGCAUCAGUCCCAGAAAGCCGGUUCUAGGCAGAUCACUUCUUCCAUGUAGUGCCGCUGGAGAUCUUACCUGCUGCAUUCCAGUCCUCAGGCAAGGCUGCAAGCCCAGGGCUGCUCCGUUGAGGGAAGGCAAAGUCCGGUGGGGAGUCUAUGCUUAGACCUUGGAGGAAAGGGGCCAGUCCGUCCCCAGCAGCAGUGCAUGGGCUAUUCCCACCCUGAAUGCCACGAGUUUGAAUGGGUGGCCCCAGGUAUUUCGUAUUUCAUGUCUUUGUAGGAGGUCUGCCAUAGGCUACAACUCCCAUCGUUUCUGUAGUGUUGCUGGCGAAAGGUCGUGAUAUAACGUUAUGGUAGCAUCUUGGUAGAUGAGUGCGUGAUCUAUGCUGUAUUUUAGUAUUGCCUUUUUGGUUGAGUAGAAGUGAAAGUGACUGAUUAUGUCCCUAGGCACUGUGCCACCUGCUCUCUGGGAGCGUAAUGCUCUGUGGGCCCUGUCUAUAACCUAUUUAUCCUCUGGGAUAUCAGGUAAGAGGUUUUUGAAGUAGUGCUCAAUCAUGGCUAUCAAGGGGCCCUCAUUUUGUUUUUCAGGGAGGCCCCGAACCCGGAAGUUAUUGUGCCUGGAUCUGUUCGCCAAGUCCUCUACUGGCAUCUCCAGUUCAUUAACAUGUUGUUCCAUCGUGCUUGAGUGGGUGACCACUGUGUUAUGGGCCUUUGCUACCCGCUCGACCUUAGUCUCCAGGUCUGACGUGCGGACUCCAAGGGCCUGUAUCUCGGCCUUCACCUUCUUUGAACUGCGAGUUAUUUCUCCGGCCAGGUAGCUGCAGACUUCCGCUAGUUUGGCAAGUAUUGAUGUUAAAGCAACUAAAGCUACCAUUGUGGGCUCAAGCGUAGUUAGUCUAGCUGAAGUUCUGAUUACAUUUGGAGGAUUUUGCCUGGGGCAGAUCUGUAGCUUACUCAGUGUGGGUAAAAGGGAGGGGGCCGAUUCCAACACCUUUAGUCUCUCUGAUAUAUGCAGUGUAUCCCCGACCCCUGCCAGGGAUGGUUAACAAGCCACUCACCACUAAUGUUGUGGUGACUGGCUACCUGCACCAGAGAACAAACUGAAGAAAUCCUGUUUUCUCUAUCUUGACGGGCACCACAUGUUCAGUUGACUCCAGAGACCAGCAGUUACCUAUCCUGGUUAAAUUAGACAAGUUGUUUGAAGAAUUCUGGACCAAGCUCAGACACCACCUGCAGGAUUCCGUAGAUGUGCCACUGAUAACCAUCCUAACUCCGUAUCCACAGCCGUGUGUUUAUCACACCCAAGGUGGGUACACCGGCAAGAGGAUGUCUGUUCAAAUCUGGAGGCUCUGGAAAUCGCAGUACCUUCCACAAACACAAGUCUGGUACCAGCAUUGCUACCAUAGCAGGCCUUGGCCUAAGACCUAUGUGGCGACAUGAAACACCUUGAUGUUGCAGCAGUCCACGAGGCUCUUUACUGGGACUCCCUCACCCCUUGAGCUUCUGGCUACUUACCAUUCGGUGAGACUCUGCUCUGCCCUUGGAGGGCAUAGGUUGACCUGGGAGCCAUGAUGGGGGCCUGUUGAACCAGUAUCCUGCCAUUAAACUCUUCUUCUAAUUGGACACGUAACCUAGCUAAGCUUAUGUUUUGUGCUAAUAUUUUAUUUUUGUUAUAAAAAAAAAAAAAAAAACUCACACUGCGAAUACUUUUUAUAUAUCUGUAUUUUGUUUGAGAAUUGGUCACUGCUCAUGUGAUUUUUGGUUGUAAAUGCAUAUGCCUUGCACUGUGAUGUAAAAACAUUAAAAAAUAACCAAUGGUUUGCUUUUUUGGAAUGUAAGAUAUAGAAAUAGCACUUUACCUUUUGAAUUACUUACUGUACCAAUUUUUACUCCUUGUCACUCCUUGUUUUAUAUAGCGAAAAAUACAGCAAAUUGUGCUUUGACGUCCCUACUUUAUUACAUAAUGUAUUACAUAAUAGAAUCUGUCGCUUUACAGAACAGAAAACGAUGGAACAAAUGUUAACAAUAUACCAUCUCAAAUUGGGCAUGUGGCACCCAUGGAGGAGCACAUUACACCAACCGAAACUGAACAUGAGACAGUCUGGGAAGAGCAUCAGAGUGACCUUGCGAACAAAGAACAGACUGAAAAUGAAAGUGACCUGGCAAAGAUGAAAGAGGAGGAACAUCGUCGCAGAGAGGCAGUGAGUAUUAUUGAGACAAUGACCUAAAACACCUUGACAUUUCCAAGAGCAUAGAGAACUGACUGUGCUACUGUUCAUCCGUCCAUCGUAGAUACUGCAAAGAGAUUGGAUUAAUGGGUUAAAUCAGGGCUGGCCUUGCUGUAACACUCAUAAUGGCAAACCUUAACUUCUUUCCUUUAGUAAAAGCUAUCCAUUUUUACUGCAGUUAAAAGUGGUUCUUUGACAACACACACCCACUCUAUAUACUUUUCAUUGGAGGGGAGUGGUUGGCUAGGAGACUAUCCUUGUUGUGGAUAUCUUGUUUGUUUUUCAAAUAUUUUUGCUGAAUUUUUUUAAAUAUCAAUUCUUAAAUUGAUAAUAUAAGGUACAAUAAAAAGAGUAAUAAUCAGGGCCAGCGCUUCCUAUAACCGCCCACCCCUUAUGCUGCAGCCGCCUGAGCACUUUAUAGAGAGCCUCAGGCGGCUGCAGCACUGCUCUGGCUGGUGCGUCCAUGAGGGCGCACCGGCCAGGGGGCACAAGUUAUGAGGGAUCAGCAGAAGGGAAGAGCAGAGCGCUCCCUCCUGACAGUCCCUCAGUGUAGUGUGGCCCAGCUCUGGUCCGGUCCGAAGUACAGGAGCAUCUGUUUCCUGUACCCGGCUGGACUGACAGGAAGUGAGCACCUACUGUCAGUCCGGCCAGGUACAGGAAACAGAAACUCCUGUACCGCGGAUCUGACCGGAGCUUGGCCACGUUACACAGGGUGUGGAGGGGGGGCUUAGGAAAGACCACCAUUGAGGGGGGAGGAGAGACCCUAUGGAGGGAGGGUGAGGAGAGACCACUAAGGGAGAGGGGGUGGUGAUAGACCCGAGGGGGCGGGUGGAGGAGAGACCACUAAGAGGGGGCGGUGGAGGAGAGGCCACUAAGAGGGGGUGGGGUGAGGAGAGACCACUAAGAGGAGGAGAGUGGGGCAGGUGGAGGAGAGACAACUAGGGGGAGAGGAGAGACCACUAGGGAAGGAGGGUUGGGGAGAGGAAAGACCACCAUUGGAAAGGGGGAGGGAGAGACCACUAAUGGAAAGGAGUGGGGAGGAGAGACAAACCAAAGGAAAGGGGGGCGCAGAGGUGAGCAGAGACCACUAAGGGGGAGGGGGGAGAGGAGAGAUCACUAAUGGAAAGGGGGGGAGAGUAGAGACUACUAAUGGAAAGGGGGGAGGAGAGACCACUAGAAUUAAAAGAAUUCUAUAUAAGGGGUAAAUAUAUGUAAGGAUUUCUUGUGUUUUCUCCUAUUUUAUGGACUGUUUUGCAGUCUCUUAUCUGUGUUUCUCAUGUCAUUUAUUUCUGUAUUUUUGUACACAGCACUGUGAAUCCUUUUUGUCAGAUUAAAUGUUUACUUAAUCAGCUUGUGUCUUUGUUCUCUAUGAGCUCACUCUUCUGAGGAAAGCUCAGGUAAACACGUUACCAAAAGAGUUAAUUAUAUAUGUCUGAUCAGUAAAGUAAGGUUGUGAUACUAUAAUUCUAGUGUGUGUGGGGUAACCUAAGACGCCCGGAUAUAAAGUUGUGGUGGUGGCAGUAAAUUGUGUACUAGGGUGUUAGUGUAGAAGGGAUUGCAAGGGUUAAUUUAGUGCUUGCUGGGACUAGCAACUGGUAACUAGAGGUCUGGUGUCAUUAACCCGUUCACUUCCACACUCUCCCAACUGUCUCGGCUGGGCCAAUAGCCCACGUUCGUGACAAUUAUUAAAGGAACACUCUGAACAUCAUACCAACUGAAAUGAAGUUAUGUUGUCCGAAAACCACUGGGCGCUUCCUCAUCUGAAGGUUUUAACUGCAAAGGUUACCUCCAACAGCAGAUCUCCGAAUUCCUGACAGUCCCUCAGUGUCCCUCAGUGUAGUGAUACUAAGAUAUGAUGAUACUAAGAUAUGUAACAGGGUUGAUGUUUAAGGAAGGAUAAGCCAAAUGACAAAUGAUUUAGGUAAACUAGAAAAAUGGUCAGAAUUGUGGCAACUGACAUUUAAUGUGGAUAAGUGCAAGAUAAUGCAUCUUGGACGUAAAACCCAAGGGCAGAGUACAGAAUAUUUGAUAGAGUCCUAACCUCAACAUAUGAGGAAAGGGAUUUAGGGGUGAUUAUUUCUGAUUACUUAAAGGUAGGCAGACAAUGUAAUAGAGCAGCAGGAAAUGCUAGCAGAAUGCUUGGUUGUAUAGGGAGAGGUAUUAGCAGUAGAAAGAGGGAAGUGCUCAUGCCAUUGUACAGAACACUGGUGAGACCUCACUUGGUGUAUUGUACACAGUACUGGAGACCGUAUCUUCAGAAGGAUAUUGAUACCUUAGAGAGAGUUCAGAGAAGGGCUACUAAACUGGUUCAUGGAUUGGGGGAUAAAACUUACCAGGAAAGGUUAAAGGAUCUUAACAUGUAUAGUUUGGAGGAAAGACGAGACAGGGGGGAUAUGAUAGAAACAUUUAAAUAUAUAAAGGGAAUCAACACAGUAAAGGAGGAGACUAUAUUUAAAAGAAGAAAAACUACCACAACAAGAGGACAUAGUCUUAAAUUAGAGGGACAAAGGUUUAAAAAUAAUAUCAGGAAGUAUUACUUUACUGAGAGGGUAGUGGAUGCAUGGAAUAGCCUUCCAACUGAAGUGGUAGAGGUUAACACAGUAAAGGAGUUUAAGCAUGCGUGGAAUAGGCAUAAGGCUAUCCUAACUAUAAGAUAAGACUAAGGACUAAUGAAAGUAUUUAGAAAAUUGGGCAGACUAGAUGGGCUGAAUGGUUCUUAUCUGCCGUCACAUUCUAUGUUUCUAUGUUUCCUGGCUUCUGAAAUUGACUUUCAGGAAGCGCGGAGUGCCAGUGUGCAGGGGCUCCUAUGCUCGUCUAGAGCAGUCAGCUGAUGCUCUAAAACAAUCAGUAGCCCCCUUAUGAUUAUAAUUUCUCCUUGCCAGUUGCCUUCAUUUAUAGUUAUUAUUAAUUUUAUCACAAUAUCUGGGUGCAGAUGUUUUGUUCACCUUGAUGUCUGCAGUUUACCCUUCUGUGGGAUUCAUUUUACUAAUGGAUUGUUAGUAGAUUGAAUUGGUAACUGAAACAUAACUUUGCUUAAGCUCUGCCCGUUGCAACAUUUUGCCAACUUUACGGCUAUGAUUAGGUGAAAGUAAUUCCUAAAUUUCUGUAUGUAUGUAUUUUUUUUUUUUUUUUUUUUAAAUAGAGCACUCAGGGAAAAAAAAAAAGGUUCAGACACAGGAAGCCAUAUUGAAGCACUUUAGCUAUAGUUUAUUUUUGAUGACAGAGUUGCUUUUAUUAUAUACACACUGUAAAAUUGUUCCUUUUUCUUUAUCAGAUGAUCGGUGAAUUUGAUCUAUAUCUUCAGCAUGAUGUUAUGGCAGCUUUUGAAGAUUAUCUGUUUGGAACAUGUGAUGCUCAUUAA
Messenger RNA from Pelobates cultripes (western spadefoot toad), 49612 nucleotides. Lineage: Eukaryota; Metazoa; Chordata; Amphibia; Anura; Pelobatidae. The record is from the annotation of a GenBank genome assembly.